AUGAACAAACUAUAUGUUGGGAAUUUAAGUCCUGCGGUCACCGUCGAGGACUUGCAGCAGCUCUUUGGGGAGAGGAAGCUGCCAGCGGCCGAGCAGGUCCUGCUCAAAUCCGGCUAUGCUUUUGUGGACUGCCCCGACCAGAACUCGGCCAUAAAGGCUAUAGAGUGUCUUUCUGGUAAGUGUUGGAUUUGAUAAGUGAUGCUACUGGUGACAGGGGGAAAUAAUUCACAGCGGGUCAAACUGCACGUUCAGGUUAAAUACACAAUAGCCCCGAGGUGUCCCAAAUGUAAAAAAUACUGAGUAGUAGCUUUGUGUGAUUUUGUUUUUAAUGCUUUGGACAAUCUUUGCGAUCAUAUCCGUGUGCCAUCAGAGUUUAGAUGAACGCUCAGUAAUGCACGCUCCAAGAGAAAUUGGAUAAAUGAUCGAUCACAGCAUACACUCAGGGCUUUACUGCCCGUUUGCCUAAAGAAAACACGAGCCGUCCUAACGGUCUUAACGCGCACAAUAACCUAUAUUUUGGAGAUUCCGAUAGUGUGGGGCGCUACUUUGCAAUCACCCGCUGGAAUGUAUGGGAUGGUCUGAUGGUUGGGGUAGGCAUAAUUAUUUUUCACUUAUUUUUUAUCUUGAUUUUAUUGAAGAAAGCAGAGCGACGCGAGCGCGGAAAACUUGUCAGAUCCAUGUUCCUCUGAUGUCUGGCUAUGUUUUUACGAGGUGUCUUGGAGGUGGGUCAUGGGGGUCCGGAGGAAAGAGCUAAUAAACAGGUAGCUGAGGGGGGACGAGGUGAGACGCUAAUUCCGUGCUGCGCCAGGCAGGCCACUCAUAAUAGUAACGAAAACCCGUGUUCAAGCUUCGCCGAAGAGCGCUUCAAAUUCAGCCACACCGGCUGGGGCAACACGGAGAAUGAAGAAACACCUACCUAAGACAGAAAGAGUACAAGCCAUUCUGCUUUCAAACCAGCUCUUCUUUGAUGUUGCAUUCUUUACUGAGCGCAGAAAAAUACCCCUCAUUGCACUGAGAGAGGGUUGUGGGAGUGGAAAGCAUGGCUGCCCAUUUCCCCCCAUACUAUAUAAGCUUAACAUGCUUCAUUUUGGCGCCGAUUCCCUCAAUUGUGACCCUUAAAAUGUCCCACUUGUGCUUGUUUUAAUGUAAACAUAGGCAGUUUGACCGUCGCCGUGCGCAUAACGCACCCGCGUACAGCACUUUUUUUCAGGGGUAGCCUAGUCUGUUUGAAUGGGGACGCACCUACUUGGAGAAGUGAUUCAAAGUGUUGCUGUGAAGGCCUACCAGCUUGCAUUGUUACUUUCAUGGUACACAGCUAAUGUUACACUAUCAACUUUCGUCCCUACAGGUAAAGUUGAGUUACACGGAAAGGUGAUAGAGGUAGACUACUCAGUCCCCAAAAAACUAAGGUAGGCCUACAACCUGACACACACACUCACUCACACGCACACACACACACACACACACACACACACACACACACACAUAUUGUGUCCUACGCCUAUACUGUGCCCCAUGGCAGACUGAGUGACCUGUAGGCUUCCGCUGUGAAAUAUAGCAAGCAGAUUUCCCCUCUUUCUUUGCUUCUGUGUGUGGGUUUUUUUUUACGCAGGGUGGUGUUUUUUUACUCACUGGCGACGAAAAUGUGAUGGCAUGGCGAUUAAACAAAAGAAAAAAGGCGACAAAGAAACAGUUUUAGUCCGCAAAACACACGGAGGCUGCUGCCAUAUCGCGUGAUCUGCAGUGAGGCCUAUCCCACUGUGCAACAUGGACACGCACACACAUAUAUUAUAAUUGCAUCUUAAUUGAAUUUCACUCAAACACUCAGUUAACUUUCACAUGUGCUGUUUAACAUGCCUUUGUUGGUAUCUACAUGGCAUUUUUCUCGACAUGUGGGCGAUAAAGUUAGGUUUCAUUAUUGACUGUAACACUGCAGUACAUGGUGCGUUGCAUACCAAUCAGCUGUGUCUCCCCUCUUCUUACUAUAAGCAUGUGUGUGUAUGUAUAUGAGCAACACAGGCUCUAUGUGUGUGUGCGCGAAGAAAGCCGAGUUGAAGGUUUGUAUGGCCUAAUCUAUAGGUUAACCCUAAACUCCCCACCCACGGCACCACUGUCAUUUUCUAGUGUUUCUGUACCAGCUUGUCCACCCUGUUUUAAACACAACAUAUCCACGAGCUUUUAAUUCCAUAGGAACAAAGGUUAAACAGUAUUUUUCCGCCUGUGCGUAAUGCGUAAUACACUCCUACGUCUGUGUGAGAUUAAACAGCCUAUAGAGUGUCUGCACGUAUAGAUCCACCCUGUUUCACUACAAUGCGUUUGGCUUUAGGGGAAGACUACAUUGCGUGACAAAAAGGUAAAUAUUCAUGCCCCUUGUGGAGGAGCACGUGACCUGUACUUUAUGCUCCAGCAUAGUCCUCCCCUUCACUGCUGCUACACUGCCCUGCUUUACUGCAGUAGCUUUUCACUGUUCUCAACUGUGGAGAAAAUCAUGUUUGUGAGAAAUGUGAAGAGAUCGGGUUUCUGUGUUAUCUCCACGCUAUUUCACUCGGUUUGAAGGCGCUUUUUAAGACGCAACAUGGUGCUUGAGCUCUGCGCCACUCCCCACAGUUUAGUGUGCACGUAGGCCAUGGCAAUGUUGGACAGCCUCUUAAUGGCUGCCAUGAUGGUCCUGCUCACUGCUCGGCUAUAGGCGGAAUCACAAGGAGCAAAUGGCCAUACAUGUGCCUGCCUGCAUGUGUCCAAUCGGCAGUGUGAGGAGCUGUACAGACGGCUGUGCAUGUCCUGAACAGGCCUUCAGAGCUAAAUGUUCGCCAUGUCAGCGAGGGCGGCGAGGAAAUGUACAGGUGUUCAUUUUAAAAUGAAUCCGCAGAUUAACAGGGGGAAGAGAGCGGGUCCACGUGGACGUGGAAAUCCGUUUUAUUUGUUCACAUUGUUAUUCAAAGAUUAGUCUAUAAUAAUAUUAUACGAUUCUAUAAUUUCCCACGAGUUUCUGUUUAACAUUUACAUUAAUUUAAAUAUGGAGCUGAAAAUGCCAGCUUUUGUCCUGCAGUAAAUAUUUGUUGUUAGAGUUAAAAAGAGGCAAAUGAUCAACUUUUUUAAAUUCAACUGAAUAUUUUAUUGAUGUUCAAAGUUUUUAACAAUUAUUUUGAAUUAUUCCAACAAGUUCAAAAUACUGGCAUUUUACUUUUUAAUCCUGCAUUUAUAGAUUUAUAUCAAAUCCAAAAAGGUGCUGUUGUGGAUUUGGUUUUAAAAUUCUGCAUGGCUGCAAUAACUGAGGAAAAGAUAAACAGGCCUUUUAUACAAAUCAGCAAUUUUUGUUGAGUCAUUUGAAGCUCUUCAGGCCUGUUGGUUUUGUUUGGGGCUGUUGUAGUUUCAGCUGCAGUUUGCUGUCUGUCCUGUUUGUUGAUAUAUUUUAGCUGUGUUUUGUUGGGCAAUGUCUAUAUUGUGCUAACAGGUGUAGUUGGUUUAAGGAUUAAAUUGUGUCUUUUUUAAACCCCAGAAUUAUAAACUUAUUUUCCAGUCACUGUGAUAAAGUUUUGAUAAUUAUAUAGUUGAUUUGUGUGCUCUGGGCCUUCUCAAAGCAAUUUUACUGGACAUGAAAAUAAAAAAAGUUUCAAAUUGUUUUAGUUUCAAUGUUGUAAUAGUUAAUUAAAUGUGAUAUUUAAAUUUAUUUUAUGAGAUUUCAUAUUUGUAGAAUAAUGUAGACCUCAUUGCUUGAAGUGUUUUCAGACAUAAAUAAACUCCCUUCUUGAUUUUGUUUGAGGGGUUGUUGUCACAGAAAAUACACCACAGUUUGUUGCAGUCUUAUUUACAUAUUCCAGGAGUAGUUUGAAGAAUUUCAGGCUCACUUUGGUUCAUUUAAAGUUGUGAAAAAUAUUGAUUAAACAACUUGUUGUGUGAAGAUAAUCAUGGUAGUAAUUUGUGUCUCUUAGCAUGAACUUAUUCUGAUUUCACUGCUGAGAGAUCUGUAAUUAUAAAUCAGUCAGCUGAUAUAUAUGUAAACAUGAAAAGCACAACUUUAAAUUACCUUAAUUGUAAUUACUAGAAGAAUUUAAGCUUGUUGUGCAAUCACAGUUUAAAAUCAUGUGCUAAAUUUUUAUGAUGUACAUAAGGAUUUUGUUAUUUAUGUGGAAUGAAUUUGAAUAAUUAUUCAAUAAUAAUUUUGUAAAUUCCAUUAGAUAAACAUAAAUUGAUUUGCUGAAAUAACCAAGUUUGUUUGCAGAUAUCUAGAUGUUUUUACUUUCUUGUACAUUUUAAUGGCUGCCACAUUUUGACAGGAGAAAUCAAAACACAGCAUUUCUUUUAAAAGUGUAAAGCUCUACACAUGGAUUAGCCCCUGCUUAUGCAGCAAACAGAGUAUGACUUUAUGUUAAUUCAUAUUUUCUUCUCAUAAAUUCUAUUCAGUGUGCUUUAAACCUCGGAUCAUGUCAGUGACUGUGUGAACAAAGUGACUAAUGUGAUCCCCUACUGUGAGGAGGAUCAAUGAGUAGUAUUGGAUCUGUGAAGGGAGCAUUAUCGUCUCAGGGUACACACAAUUUUGUGGUGUCUUCCUGAGAAACACACAUGCUUGUUUACCUGUUUGUUCAGUUGUCUAGUAUCAAAUAAAAAAAUUCUUCUCUCCUGUUUACUAUCUUAUCUUCACCUUCGUCUUAAAGCCGAGUAAAGAUGUGCUCAAAUAAACAGGUAAUGAAUUUCUUAUUAGGUGUUAACUGUCAGUGUUUCACUCCACUAGCCUGCGUCACAUAAACACAUUUUAACUUUGCUGUUUAAUGCUGCUUAAUGAAGCUAAAUUGAUGUAGAAAAAAAAAUGUCUGACGAAAGGAUAUCAACCAAUACAUGGGUGUAAACAUCUGCAUUGCACCAUAGAGGUGCACGUACAGAUGUGUGUGUUGUGUUGACAGCGCACACUGAAUCAAAACAGCGAAACAGGAUAGCCAUCAGUUGAUCCACUCUGAAUCCAUUAAUACUCCCUAGUUGAUCCUGGGUGAAGGAGAAGCUCUCUUAAUCAGACUCUGGUUAUGUCCGGAGUGAUAGCGAGAGGUGCCGCUCUGCUCCCUUUCCAAAUCCACAUCUGCUGCGCCCUCCUCCUGACUCUCCGUGUCUCCUCUCACCUGUCUGUGAGGGGGAUCACACCCAAGAAUCUGGUUUGUUAAGAAAGAGAGCAGGUGUCUAAAUGUCGCUCAACUAGGCUGGUUUUCUGCCCUGGGGAGCAUUGUGGGAAUCUUUUUUAAUGCAGUUGACUUUCUGACAUAUGAAGGAUUACAGAGAGAAUCUGUAUAAUGUAAAACAUCUUAUACUGAUCAGUGAAAUAAUGCAGAGUGAGGUUGCAUUUCUACAAUUUACGUUUUAAUGUUUUAGUCCUUGUAUUUAAAUUCUAGGCUGCUCCUUAAUUUGUUAAGCAACUGUUAACAUUUCACAAAAACAUUAGUGUCGUUUUCUCCUGAGGGGGUAACGGCCACACUCGCCCAGCAAAGCAUACAGCUUUAAGGGCUGAUGAGAUAAGAUGUGAUAGCAUUGUCAAUUCAUUGUACAUCUGCCAGACCCAUGGAAACACAGUUGAAGCUUCUACAGUGUCCAAUAAAUCUGCUUUUUUUAAACAAAUGCUUGCUUGUACAUCACAGCAGCAUUUCUCUUCGUAAAGUAGUCAUUCACAUUCCUCUCCAACCUGUUGAAUGACUAAUAAGUUACUGCAGCAUUACAAGCAGAAGUAAAGUGAGAUCAUGGAUGACUCUCAGGAGCAGCAGGGAGGAGCUGCUGAAGGCGUGGCCCCGGAUGAGGAGGAUUCCUCUGACUGGGCAUCCUAAGCUGUGGCUUUUCCUCUUAAUUCUGAAUCUCUUGAGUAUAGCAGAAAUCAGAGGAGUGAAUAUGUCAGCAUGUGUUGAUGGUUUCACCUGAGCGGCUGUGACAGAACUGGAGCAGCGAUGGCUCAUGUGUUUGGUCAGUGACAAAUCUGAGGAGCACCAUUCAUACGCAUGUUUUUGUGAACGGGAGUUUGUCUUCCUCUGUUUUUGUUUGUGACCUCACCAUUACACAUUUCCUCACAGUCUAGUUCUUUUUAUUGAAUGAUGACAGUAAUGGAGAGACAGCUCUUGGUAAAAGUAAAAUAAACCCUCAUUGAUUAGAGAUGAGAGACAAAAAAGCCUCUUUGGCUAAGACCGAGACACUGAGGCCAUUUUUCCUCUCGGAGCAUGUGUCACUGAUUAUGAGCUCUUAUUGGCUCGUUGAUGUCUGAUUCAGUUAUUAAAAAAAAGACAGGACAUGAGUUUAAUUUAUAGAAAAAUAUGAUUACCAAUAAAGAAUAUUUCAGCUUUGACAUUUAGCUUUCUUCUUGGCAUGAUAUUAUUCUCUUACACACUGUAACCAGGUGUGGGAAGCUCAGCUGUUGGUAAGAGUUGUGUAUGAAAUGGAAGAGAUCAAAAUCCCAAUCCAGCACAGAAUAAGCUGAUAUUGUCUGGAGCAGAUGCUUGAUGAUGCUAAGCAGGAUUUGAUGAAUUAAAUGUGCAUCAUAUGAAUAUUUAAUGAUUUAUAAAUCAUGAUUAUGAGAAGCGCAGUUUGUACCCAAGUUCUUUUUUGGGGGAAGUAAUUGAAGAUGUAACAGCUGCUCUGCCUCUCCUUCCUUUACCAUGUCCCUCUGUUGCUCAGUCUGUCUCGAAUGUUGUGUGUGUGUGUGUAUCUGUGUGUGUGUGAAUGGUAUAGUAGUGGGAUGAUAAUAUCCACAAACAGAUAUGUUCAAGGGCAGCACAGCAGAAUUAGAAGCGCUGUGGUGAAUACCGGCUGAAAGCUAGAUGCCGGAUGUAAAGUUUGGGGUUUCUCACCCUCCGUUGUCCAGGGAUGCCCAAGGGUGUGGUCUCCAUUAAAGGUUCGGUGGCUGAGUGGCACAGCAGGUGGCAUUUCUCACACAGGCAGAUCCGUCCUUGUUUCAUAUCAACACCAUAUAGCCUCACUGGCCAAGCUGGAACCUAAGAGCUUUGAUGGGUUUUGAACAGGUGAAAUGCAUAUGGUGAAAGCUGCAAACAGCCAACUAGAGUAAGCCAGGAGUUGUAAUGCUCACAUCGAGCCAAUGCUUUGCAAGCGAAUCAAGCCGUUGGGAUCCAGGCUCAUGAAAAUGCUCAGUGACACCGAGUUUCAGAUAUAAAUUUCAGAUCUAAAAGAUUCAUCCAGAAAAAAACUCUCCUUUUCAUGUCUUUAAAGUAAAAUUCUGCCCCUCGUUCUCUUACCUGGCUGUACCUUUUCAAACAGGAAUACUUGAAGAAAGUCUGCCCCCUUUAUUCUACUCUUACUCCCCUCCCACCAAACGACUAGAAAGUGACCAAAAACUAAAAAAAAGAGACAAAACAGCAACAAGUGGACACACGAAUGACUGCAAAGACAUAAAGAAAACACCUUCAGACGCUGAAAAUACCAAGUCACAGAGAAGACAAAGAAAAUAAAAAGCAAUGGCUACAAAGAGAGACAAAACAAAAACCAAGAGAGAAUUUACUACUACAUUUAUCCAAACAGCUGAAAGUUCAAGUUGAAGAAGUACACAAAAUUACAACUAUGACUUAAAACAACAGUACAAAGAAAGAAAAGUCAGAGAGACGUGGAAAAAAACAACAACCCAAAAAGUUACCUUAAAGUUAGAGUUAACUUAAAAGAUACACACAGUGAGAUCAAAAAGAAGUAAAACCAAAGACAAAACUUCUCAAAAAGUCAAAAUAAGUAAACUACCACAGAAAAAAAACAAACAUUUACUUCAGCAAAAGUCAAACAGUUGAAAAGGCAUAAAAAAUGACCACUAAGUGACGCAAACCUAAAAGAGACAAAAAACAACUAUGACCAAGAGACAAAAAAUCCCAGUGAAGAGGCAGCAGAGAGACAAAGAGCUACAAAGAGACAAACUUAAUUACCAAUUGAAACAAAAAAGAGACAAAAAACAAAACCAAAAAAAUUCAACAGAAAGUGAAAUAAAGUGAUGAUCAGAAAAACAAGUAUGAGCAUUAAGAGACACAGAGGACAGCAAAAAGCCCCCAACUACGAACAGUCAAAACAACAACAACAAAGACCCCAGAGACCACAAACUGACACCAAACACCCAACAUCAGAAUCAACCAGGGAGCCAUUUUUUAAAUAAUCGACUUUUGGUUAUUCAGAGCUAUUUAGUCCAAAUACUGGCUUUACUUCACCUGCUGUGAACAUAAAGGAUACUUUCCCUCCAAAACCAAUAUUACACACACCCAUGUUAAAGACACACUAACACAGUCACACAGCCACCUGCAGAGCAACAUGCUGUACAUGUAUCUCUUGUUUAGGGAGUUAUUGUGUCAAAGAAAUCACAGUGUUGUCCGUUGUGUCUCAGCCAAGAACCGAUUGAUGAACUUGACCAUAGUCAAAUUUCUAAACCAUCACAGACACGCCCUCACUGGUGAUGUCUGUGAUGAAGACAAUCAGGUACUUGGUUUGAAACAGAAGGUAAAAUGGUGGUAAGAAUCCCUGUCAUUGUGUGUACAGUGAAGUUUUGUCUACAGCGAGUAGUCUCCCGUGUAGGUGUAAUAAUCUCUUUUGAUAUCUGAUUUUUAAUGUCAGCUCUUUGAGGAGCAGCUCCGCAGAAAGAUUCGCUCUUGUGACAUUUACAGCGUCUUGAUGUGGGAGCAAAACUGUCCCAUUGUGCUCGUGAAUGUGUGUGUCCAUGUGUACUUACAGGUCGGACUGUGUUCAGAUCCAACUGUUUCAGGUUAGGUUCUCCUCGUUGCUAUGGGAACCGGUUUUGAGUAUUUUGCUUGGUGAUAGGAGGAGAAAUGCUUCAAAAAAUGAACCCAACGUCCUCCAGUGUGCAGAACACCACAGGAAAAAAAAAUCAACACCAUAAGUUGAGAUUUCUGCAUGUGACACUUAAGAUUCCUCCUUCAAGUGAUGAUUAUGAUAUCUUUUCAUAUCUCUGUCGGAUCCUUUGAUUACAGCUUAAAAUUGUCAUGAACUGCUGUCAGUUUGGAGACCCUGUAAUUUCCACCACUUCCCAGGAAAGUGGAGACUGCCGAUUGGUUAUAGCUGCAAGCCCCUGUGUGCAGGCCAGCCAUGUGUCUGUGGUUUACUCUAUGGGUGGUGCUGAUUUUAUAUCUCAACAAAUACAUCGCCCGGUAAGGUGCCUGCUUAAAAAAAAUAAUAAUUCAGCUCAAUCCUUGAAGUGUAUUUUUUUCCUUACAAAAAAAGGGAGCUCUGCUGAGUGGGCUGUCCGUCCAUGUCACAGACGCAGCCCUUUAGUGACCUUUCUUAUUCACAAACCCACUCAGAGCCAACAUUUCUAUCCUUUUCCAUAUGUAUGCAACGGAAGCGUGGAAACCCCCUCCUCUAAACCGAACAAGUCAUCUACAGUAAGGCCGGCACACAGCUGAGCCUACGACACAACCUGCAGCACAGUCUGAUCAUUGUGUUUCCUCUGUUUCAUGACGGAAGAGGAAGACAUGGAGAGGACUCACAGAGUCUGAGUUACGUGAAUGCGUAAGCUCCUUUCCUCUCAGUGUGGUUGUGUGUUUGUGUGUGUGUUCCUGUGUGGGCAGAAAUGAGCACAGCUGAUAGAGGGCAGCAUUUCUUCCCCCUGUAAAGCGAGGCUCUCUCUCUGUGUAUGUGUAUGUGUUUGUUUGUUUGUGUGUGUGUGUGUGUGUCUCCUUCUGCAAACUGUUAGAACUCUCUUCACAAUUCAUUUUAAUUCAAGGGCUUUUAUUGGCAGGAGUACAUUUAAUAAAACAGUAUUGCCAAAGCACAAUUACGUUUACAUUUGUGUAUGACUUCAAAAUAAUUGCAAAGGAAAAUUUGAUUAAAAAUCCCAAAUCAAAGCGCAGGUUUCAAAAUAUUUGUUCAAUGCGUAGGAUUUCUGUUUGCAGAUUUAAAACGGGCAAAAAAUACUAAAUCAAGGCUAUUUCUAAGAUUUAAUUACUCUAAUGGGUUUGUUCUCUGAUUCACAGCCAUGUAGGAAAAUUUACUGAGAGCAAUAAAUUACACACAGAUACUCGCUUUGAUGAAAAAGAUAUUUUUAUUUAUCUUAGGAAAGUAUUUUACUCUUAAUUGACCCCAAAACUCUUUUUCUUAAACAACAAAUAUCAACUUUUUUUCAAAACAGAGGGAAAAAUAGGUUUCAAAUGUGACACUGGGCUGCUCUGCUCAUUUUGGACUCAAUUGUAGCAGACAAAUAAAAAGUUAGUCAUUUUUAAAGCAAGCAUUGUUGUAAUGUGAGGUGUCAGGUGCACUGUGGAAACUGCUGAUUUGUGUUUGUUAUGUUUUAUGCCGCCUCAUUUCAAAGUCCUGUUACACUGAAUUGAAGACGGGGAAAAUAAAAGUUUAAUUGGCUUUCUGAAUGUUGUUAUAAAUCAUAAGAGAUACCAGGGGCCGUAUGUAAAAGUCUCUCAGGUCUGAUCUGACCGCUGAGCUGCUUGUUUGUUUGUGUAUUAAAUAUGAGGCUUACACGUUAUUAGUGUGCGAGCUUACUCUUGGCAAGACUCAGAUCAGAGUGUUCUGGUGUUGAAGUAUUUAUGUAGUGAAUUUGCUCUUUCUUAUCACCUGAUUGUUUAGUUUUCUUUGGUCACCUAGGUAUUCAACUAAUCUUGAGUUCUUGUAGGACUGAGCCAGGCAGUGGCUUUAGUCAGGAAUAUGCCAUAAAACCUGUUGUGUCACACAUCUGUGCGUGAUCUUCUUGACUACGAUUGCUGAGCUCAGAGAUAAGUGGAGUAAUGAAGAGGGGAGCUGGGCAGGUGCUGGAGAGAAGGAUGGCUCCCUUCACCUCCCUGCCAAGUGACCCAGCACAUGCCAACAGCCAGCCCCACACCAUGUGAGGUAAAAACAGAGCAUGUAUGUGAGAGCGAGAGAGCGACAAUAACAGAGCAAUGGACGGACAUAAUGAGAAAGCUUUCGCAGAGUAAAAGGGAGAACCCUAUGGGAGUCCUUUUGAUUUUAUCGCACCAAAUGCCAGGUUACAGGCAGAGCGGUGGAGGACUUUCACACAGCCGCUGCAGAGAGCUGCACACACAGGCAGCCGUGAGCAGAAUGUGAAAAAACAGUUUGUAAAUAGUUGUUGUCUUCCUGACCCUUGUCUAAAAUUUCCCUGGAGGAGCAGAAUAUUUUACCGUGAAGUGUUCGACCUGUGUGUGUAUCGCUUAACAGCCGGGGUUUCCCAUGGGUGCAGUAGCUCCUGCGGCAGCAGUGCUUUACUCUACAAAAGGCAUACUAUUAAGUCCAGAGGUUUGAAGGCUGUUAUGUUAUGAAUGUUUGCUUUUUUUAUGAGCAAAACACUUUGUACAAACACAACUAAAUGUACAUGCAAGUUGCCAGAACACCAACACACCCGCUGAUUGAUUUUGGGCCCAUGUUAAGCACACAGUCUCUAUUAUUACCAUCUGUUUUUUACCGUUGCCAACACGCAGGUCACCUCUGUCUCAUGCAUGCAAACAACAUUAUGACACUGAUUGAUGAAUUGUCCGUCCCCUGUCAGGUUAAAUGAAGCACGCACUGACACACAUCCAAUUAAAACUGAAGUGUGUUCCUUGAGCAGAGCACGGUCUGGUCAGAAAAAAAAAGAAAAACUGCAGAAACAUGGGCAUCGUCAGCUCACAGGGAUGGUAAAUAUUUGAUGCAGGAGCAGCCAUGCAUGAGCUCUUAGUGGAGGGCUUCAGAAGUUAACGGGGUCGUUUGCAUGUUGGGUGCGUGUGCUUUUUUUUCACAUGGUUAAAACACUUACUCUGGAUUCGUUCAGGGCGAUCCCGCUGUCAUUAAUGGUGAAUUCCACAAAUGCAGCUGCAGCUUAUCUCCAUGCUCGAGGGAGGGUCACACACCCUCCACUGCAGCAUUUGUUACUUGUCUUCCCCUCUUCUUCCUCCUCCUCCUCCUGCCAUGUGCAUGUUUUGUGUCAGUGUACCACGUCAUGCGUACCACCUUAGAUUGCGUGCAUCGUCUCUCACCAUCUCCUUCCAGCUCACAGAGUGUCACUGCUCCCCUGGCACAGUGAGGAGGUGCAGAGUGAACCAGGCUGUGUGUGUGUGUGAGAGCGUGAGCGGGUGUAAAUAGCUGUACAACUCUACGUAAUGUACAGUAAGCUGAAUGUGAGCCGCCCUAUCGGAUAGUGUAACAGAGACAGGCAGUUUAUUCUUGGUUGUGGUUAGUGUGAUUCUUCAACAACAGUAAUGUCUGUAUGUAAUUUAAAUGUGUGUGUGUGUGUGUGUGUGUGUGUGUGUACAGUACCUCAGUGUUUCUGCCAUUCCCUGAGCUGGAGUCAGUAGUUCAUUUCAAAGAUGGUUUGCUAAGAUGGUUUUGUUUUAAGUGGUGUAAGGAGUGACUGCAGGCAGUCCGGUUUCCGGUCUCUUGACGUUGUGGGAGAAUAAAUUACAGAGAUAUGAAAUUAUUCCCUUCAAAGGCCAGUUUGAUGUCAGAGAGACAGUGGUGGAGAUGACACAGGAAAAAUGCGACAUUUGACGAAGAGUCUGUUUCAGUGAGACUUGUGUUAGCUCUUCCUUUUGUUGCAUCCUUUGAUGAAUGAACAGCCUCCUUGGGCAUCUUUGAACGACCACUGCUUCAACCCCAUCACUACACAUCAUUAAAGCUGGCAUAGUGCUGUGCUUAUACUAACACACACAUACACACACAGAUGGGAUCUGAUUUGAUCAAACGUCUCUGCAAAUAACAGAGACACCACUAAACACAGCACAGCCCUGCUUUGUUUUCAAGCUAACCUCUAUUUUGCAGACCCUCGACAUACACACCACUCUAAAAUUUGCUUUUUUUUACAUGGAGGCCAUUUUCCACAUCUUGCUCUGGGAGCUCAAAUGCUAUCAAAGUCAGAGCUGGCCCAAGCCUCAGUGGGGCCCUAAGCCAAAUUUGAUUUUGGGUCCCUCUAUUUCUGCCAAUAAUAUCAAUUGUUGAUCAUUUACACACCUUCACAAAUCUCUUUGAUUAACAUUCCAUGACAUGCAAACACACCUUUAUCUUGGUGUUUUUUCUCUUCUUCCUCUCUCUUCUCUCUGAUCCUGAAGGAUAUCUCCUUUUUCGCGACAUUGUUUUGACCCACAACUACCUGCACUUUGGAUGCUAAGUGCACAUUGCACAGCAGAAGGCACAUAAUGGUAGCGUAGCUUUGACAUAUCAGAAUCAUAGGCCUACAUCAGCAGCAGCACUAAAAUGUUUUGACUUUAUUUUAUUUUUUACAAUAAUAUAUAUUUGAUCAUACAGAAAGCAUCACUCAUACAUGAAAAAAAAAAAAAAAAUAUAUAUUUUUUAAUAUUGCUCUUGGGGGCCUCCUACUGGCCGCGGGGCCCUAAGCAGGCACUUAGUUCGCUUAUGCCUUGGGUCGGCUCUGAUCAAAGUGUCGCACUCUUCACCUCCACUGAACAGAAACUAAAAAGAAGAUGAAUGAUAAAAAUCCAGGUGGACUUCUUGCCAUUUGUUUUAGUAAAUAUAUUAUUUAUGAUAGCUUAUUAGCCAUCUGAAAACUUAUGGUAGCACAGACUUAGUUGCAGAAAUGGAUCCUCUUUCCCGUCACAUGAUAUCUGCUCACUUUAACACUGUCAAAAGGUUAUGUUUCUAUUCCACAACAUCCUUUCUAACAGUCUGCUUUUCCUGCUAAUGCUCUCUAGGCAUUUGUGUUAUCAGCUAACAUGUAGCCACUCCAGUGCUACGAUUACAUUCCCUAUCACAUCAUAAAAGCCUUUAAAGGGUGAUUUUAGCUGGGAGCCUCCUCGAACUGACCUUGGAUGCUAAAUGCCGUCGUUAGCUGUUAUGAGUGGUCAGAUAUCCUGUUUCAUGUCCUGCUGGAUUUGUUUGUAUUUUUAUUGUCAGUUGCUUAUCAGUAGGAAAGAGGUAAACUGAUUCAGCAGAUCCAUUUUUUUGUUUUUGACAUGCUUGGACCUUUGAAGCCUUUUUGUUUGCGUCUCCUGUUGUUGUGGCAGUCUGAAAGAAUGAGCGGUCAGGUUUACAGGUCAGCCUUUGCUCCUAAUGGCUCCUUUAACUUAGUCAGUGUGUUUGUUAAAGAGGGAAACCAGCCUCAUCUGUUUUCUGCCAGAAACCAUGAAAGCAGCCGGCCUGUAAAUGCUUGCAGAUUUGUUUUGGUGUUUCUGUGCGGAGGAAGGUCUUAAUCCCAACUAGGACUGGAAAUAGUUGUUAAAUUAGUCGAGUGAACCCUUGAGAAAUGAGAAAAUGUUGCUUAUUGUUAUUAAUCGUUUGAUAUGGAGCCUCAGGUGGCAGGGGAAGUGUGUACGCUCCUUCUGUUUGUCCUUCAGAUAAAUCUCCAAAUAGAUCUGGGUCUCUAGAUUUGAGAUUUCUACUGUUGCAUGUUCUUUUUUUCCCCCAAACUAAUUACUGUUUGUAUGCCUGCUGUGUUCACAUACCGUGGGAUUUUGUCAGAAAAUCAAACCUGGAAGACAAACAAUAAACAGACAUAGACAAUUACGCAGGAUGCAGCUUUUGCAAUUUGUAGGGUUGUCCCUGUCUUGGCAGAUGUUUGGGCUUUACUGCGUGCCUUAUAUUAUAUCACCUAUAGAACAACAGCAAACAUUUCCCUCAGGCUUUCUCUCAAUCACCAAUAAUUCUCUCUUGGUUUCUCUGUCUCACUUUGAAUGCUGCCCACACAACAGGCUUUUCCAACCGCUCCCCUCUGCUGCAGAGCACCACUUCCUAACUGGAGUUAUUGACAUCCACGCAGGAUAUUUACUCAAGUAUUUAUCGCUUAUUGAUCAGCACUGACACGCCGCGUGAGUGUCUCUGGUAAUUGAAUUAGGCUACAUAUUACAGCAUACAGGCAUCCUUGGAAUCAUUGAAAUACACACUUAUAGACGUGACCCAGACUGCCUUCAGCCUGUUUCUCCCUGAGCCCCCCGCCUCAUUUCAGAGAGUAGGUCAGGAUUUGGAGCCAUUUUAGCCGCAGGAUUAAAGUCUGACAAGGAUAAUGCCACUUUAGCCACUUGUGAAUCACGUGACACAAGAUGAUCUGAGGUUUUAGGAGGAGCACUAUGUAAUUAAUGUAGUGGAGGCCCCUUAUCCGUAAGACUCCACCCACUGCUGGAGCCCUAUAGCAGUCAGGCCUCAGUGAGGGACACCCGGACUUCUGUCCCACUUUUCUCAUCCAAUAUGGCCCACUCUCAUGCCUGGAACCACUCGCUGACACCAUUUUAACAAAAACCAGUCGGAAAAGAAGAUCCAGACAUGCCUCCUCAUACAUGCACAGUCCUGUUCGCACUUUUAAGACUUAUCAGAUUUUACACACUUGAAUUAUUUUUCUUCUUUUAGCUGACCGGCAUUUUAAUCAUCUGUCUGUUUUUGUUUAGUUGUGACUCCCUUUUCUUUGAAUUUGCCUAUUUAGAUCAUCUAAGUGCCAUCAAAAUUAAAUACAAUAAAUGAAAAAAUUAUUGCAAAUGUUGGACAAUACAAAAUUCUUUCUACACAGUAAAGACCGGACAUUUAUUAAAAAUGCUGCAGCAUUUGAAUAAACAUUUUAGAGUUGCACAUCACAAUCACAUUUAUUUUCCUGUAUCUGAUGAAUAUGUUGUUUUGUCUUAUUUAAGAACUCUUUUAAAUUGUUGUUAAAAACCUUGAAAUAUUACAAAUUUAAGUUACUGGUCAAAAAACUGUGAGGUUGUGCAUUUUGUGUAUUUGUUGAAACAAUAGGGGGGCAAAAAUGCUGUUUACAUUCUUGCUCAAAACCGUCAAUCCAGCAUCUACAAGUUAUUUAGGCAACAAGCAAAGUAUCACAAUUUGGCAGAAAAAGAAAGAAAGAUUUUUUUAAUCUCUAAAAUAUUUCAUAAUUCACAAAUGCUUGUGUGUUUUAUAGAUUAAUUCAUCCUGUUUUAUAGAGUCAUUGCUGCAUACAUUUGAAUAAAUGUUUCCUUAAAUUAAAGUGGGUGAAAUCCUAGAUAAUAAAAAAGAAGCAGAUUCUGCAAAAAAGUGUCAAAAUUAUUACUAAAAAAUCUCACAGAAAGUCAGAAUGAUCUUCAAAAGCUAAAAUGUACUCCAUAAACACAGCAAACACAUAGAUUUCAUCAAAGUAAAACAACCUGCUGUUUCUCAGCUCUUUUAUCAAUCUAUACUCGUAAAACUGAGCAAACACUCUGCUUUAGCUUAAGUAAACUUCAUGCAUGUGUCAGGACCCAGGCCCUGUUUUUCACUGUUCUGCCAGGACUCCCCAGCGACAGCAGCUGUGACUGGCAGGGCUGUGUGUUAAAAUAUGCCGCUUAUCGACCAGCCUUAUCAGUGCUUUUUUUUUUUCAGUUUCUCAGAGGAUGAAUCUUUACUCCCUCCUGCUAGUUUUCACUCUGUGUCAGGAACUUCCCUGCAGAUGGGAGGAGGGGAGGGGAGGGGAGGGAGAAAGGAGGGGAGGUGGUGCGCUCAUGUGUGCGUUAACAAGUGAAGCUGGCUCUCUCUGGAGGGAGCUGGAGGGAGCAGUGAGACGGGUAGAGAGGGGGGACGAGGAGAGGCAGACUGGAGACGAGGAAUAGCAGGCGGGUGAACGGUUUGAGGGCUUGCGUAAUGUUGAGUUGUGUGCGUGCUGUAUUGAUCCAGGUUAACCCCGCUGGGACCUGUACACCUAUGGUAGGCAGGCUCAGCCUUUCCCGCUACUCUGUAAUACCUUAUGGCCUGCAGAUUAAAGGAUGAGACCUCAGGAACAAGCUGCACAAGUCAACAUAAAGAGACAAAAGCAGGCAUGAGGAGCAGCUAACAGACAGAGGAGGCACACUGCAGCGCCGCAGUAUGAGCUGGUACCCACCUGUCAGAGGCUCUUAGCACUGAGGUGUGUGAGGGAGAGAGAGAGACACAGGAAAUACAUCAGUGUGUGCAUGUCAAGGAGAAAAAGCACGCUAGAGAGUGGUCUAUAUGUUGGUGUGUGUGUGUAUGUGUGUGUGUGUGUGAUUGCGUGUCAGUGGUGUCCCUGUAGGCUGGCUGUGUCAGUGACAGUGCUGCUGACUGCGUGCUUUGUGACGGGGGGCUCAAAGGAGUCCUCACUCAGAGGAGGAGCAGCACAUGACUCUGCAUGAAGGCUUGAACUAUCCCUACUGUCUCAAAAAGUGUGUUUUCUUCUUUAGUUUGUGGCUCAGUAGCAAAGGAAGUGGUUCGAGCACUAAUCAAUCAGCGUUUAUGUCAUUAUUGCAGGUGAUUCUUUGCUGCGGUUUUGCAAAUUCAGCAGAAUUUAGUUACAGCAAGAUUGCACUGACUGUUUCCUGUCCAUCACAAUACCUGAUUGAAGCCGUGUUGAUUAUUCUGUCUUGUUGGGAGAAUGCUACUCUUGUUUUUGUGUUGCUGUAGGUUGUUCAUGUUGAAUAUGUGCGAAGUUUGUGUUGCAUAACAGAGCAAGUUGAUUUUGCUCUUUGUAAUAAUGGUGCUUUUUGCAGCCUCACUGUUCAUGGUGAUGAAAUUUCAGUUUGAUGCUGAAAAGGCUGUUUCACAUUUGCUGCUAAAGGGAAAAGUGUUUCCAUUAUUCAUUUUAAAUCAUUGUGAAAGAUUUUUUAUUUUGCACAAGAUUAUAAAAAAUUAAAUUCUAACAGAAAGAAUAUUCUGUUGUCAUGGAUUCACAGUGUGGUGCCACUUGAAUCACUUUUACCUCAUUAAUUGAUGUUUUCGAAGGCAGAAUGUGUUAAAUUGAAAUUACUGCUACAUUGAUGGUUAUCAAACAUGUUUUUUUUUUCCCUCAGAUUACUGGGGUUGGGGUUUAGUUGUUAAAUGCCAGUAUUUGUUACAACAGCAGAUAGCGCCACUUACCUGUAAAGCAAGUGUGCUCCUUAAGACUGAGGCCAGCUGUUACUCACAACUACAGCACCGGGAGAUAAGAGGAGGAGGAGAGACUUGGUGACUGAGCAAAGUAACACAAAAAAAGUCAAGUUAGCCCAAAACUGAGAGGGAGUUAUGAUGCCAAAAACAGAGCAGCAGAGAUGUUAAAAAAUGGUCACACAGCUGAGAAAUACGGUGUUAAAGAGAGUAAUGCACAAAGAUAAUGAGCUUCAAGUGAAUAUGAAUAUGCAACUGAAAAAAACAAAAAAAACAAAUGAAGGUAUUUCUAUUACCAGACCUGUCUAAAUAGGCUGCAGAUUAUUUCUAUUCAAUCAUAUUGUACUCAAUUUAAUUGACAAUUUCAUUUCAAAAAAGCACUUAAAAUAUGAUUUAAUUUGAAGGUGUUUAAAAAAAUAACUCACCUCAUUUCAUUCAAUGUGUCUGUUUUAUCAGUUUUGACAAUUAAAGUUGUUUCAUCUUUAUAUAAACAAGCUCUAAAAUUAAGGGGUUAAACAGGGGAAGUCUUUUUUUUUAUAUUUGAGGCAGAUUUUGCGGGGCAGGGAGUCUUUACCCUGUCUUUAAUUCUUCUCAUAACAUCCUUUUAUAUCUUUUAUGAAUUUGAAGUAUUUCUAAUUUACAAAGAAGUCUGUCUUAAUAAAUGUUGAUUCUGAAAAGUUCCUAAUUCAAAGGAUCCAUUGGGGUUUAGAGGACAUUUAGUCCUAAAAAGAUGCGUCCCUCUUGUAAACAGAAAUGUCUUGUUAUUUCUGUGCUAAUAUCACACUUUCUCCUCCUCUGAGACGAACUAAUCCACUUCCAUUUAUGGACUUCCUGCUGCAGAGCUCUGCUGUGUUUUCUUGCCUCUGUAGUCACACGUAGGCUGGGACAAGACUCACGAGACCGUGUUUGUAGAUAGACCACGAUUAAGUCUGUGUGUUUGAGUACCAUAUACUUAGUGUAAGAGGAUACUAUUUUUGUUUUUAUUAAAGUAGAAAAGCAUUAUGGCACAGAGAUAUCAGCAGAACAUUUGAAAACAUUAAUUUCAUCGGCUUAAUAAGCAUGACAGGAGAAAAUGUGUUUUGUGUCAGCUGGGCACCCUGUGGCGUUUUAGCACUGAGUGGAAAUUAAUUUGUGGUGAUUACACCUGAGAGCUGAAAAUCAUUUCAUAUCUGUGACAGUAUGCAAAUAGCUGUGGGUCUUCCACUAUCCCUCUCAUGUAAAAAUAUAGUUUUGUAUGAUUGCUCUUUGUUAUAUAAUCCACAAAUCUUUGGGGGUGUUGUGAAAAUGGUAACACCCUCUGCAAAUGGUUGAUAAUGAGUGAAGGCUGAGGAUCUAAUUAGACAUUGCAGCGCUGUAAGCCGCCUCUCACACUGCUGCUGCUGCUUCUCAAACAUGAAUGAGAUGACUUGUUUGACUCAUUCAAAUCUAUGGAGUCAUUUGUAAUUCUUUUCAUGGGACACUGAAUCAUUCCCUGAUAGGAGACAUUAAUCCGCCUGCGUGCCGAUAGACCUCGUCUGUGAACUUUGCGCCACAUGUAACAGAUGAAGGGACAACAAUGUGUCCUUAUUUUCAUCUUUCUAUCAGACAGCUGUGUAUUGAGGAGCAGACAAAUGUCAACAGGAAGGCUGUGGCUUCCAUUAGAGCCGCGCGUGUCUACCUGCAUCGACAGUAGAAACUAAUGCGUGAAGAGAAACAGGCAGGCAGGUGAGCCUCCUGAAUUCUGAUGAGUCCUCCCUGCCGAGAGCUGGGAGGGAAAACAGAAGCGGGCACCUGAGCGCUGCACGCUGAGAUGAGAUGGUUAGCAGCACUAUGCAGCUGCAGCUUUGUUCACUCAGAAGCAUCAGUGGGAGAAAUAUGUGGAGAGGGGGAAUAAAAAGAGCAAGAUACACUGUUUGAUUUCUUAUUGGGGAUGGAUUUGUGAUGGAUGCAAAUGACCGCCUGGAGGAAUGAAAGGGUUUCAUGAAAAUGAAUGUAAAGGAGACUGUCACCACUAACAGUCAUUAUUACACUGGGAGUUUUAGCACUAGUAUGUAUACUUUAAAACUCCCAGUGUAUCUCUACAAAUGAUCUCAGGAUAUUUAUUUGAAUAACUUUGGGGUGUUUUUAGUUAUGAAACAGGUGAAAAUAAAUUCUAAUACUUAUCUGACAGUCAAAAACGAACAAGACAGAAACUUAGAUGACUGAUUAUUUUUGAUCAGUCAUUUUUAAUGCUGCUACCACAGCCACAGGGUCACAUUUCUUUACAUUUUUCGCCACAAGGAUUCAUAAUAACUGACUAAUAACAGAAGCAGGACAAAGUUUUUCAUCAGGAAACUAGAGAUGCACAGAUCCAUUUUUCCCGAUCCAACCUGAUACCGAUACCUGGGCUGACCAUAUUGGCAGAUAUCCGAUACUGAUCCAAUACUACUGUUGAGUGAAUGAACUGUAUACCUUGCCCUGUGAGUGAAGACAUUAGACUUGACAUUAGCCUUGUACCAAAAAAAGUAACAAAUUAACAGAGAUAUAAAUUUCAUACAAAUUGCACAUUAGCUCACAGCAAAAAGAAGUAAGACUUCCAUGUAAACAUUAAGUGCAAAAGGAUAGACAGACAUAGAAUAUAGAGGGAACAGAAUCGCUGUGUUGCUGUGUAUGAUAUUAAUUAAAAGAAAAGAAAAUAUCCGACCCAGUUAAUUUGUCAAUAUCAGAGCUGAUAUUCGAUCCAAAUAUCGGAUCAGUGCAUCCCUACGAGGAAACACUUACCUAUGUACAGGACAGCAUCUGUAAAGAGAAAAGAGGGAUCAGAUUAUGUAAAAGGGGAAAAAAAUUACAAUUGGGCGUUAAGUUUGUUUUAUUUGAUUGAUCAGAUGUGUAAAAUCUGAAUGCUGUUAUUUCUUGUGUUGGCUGAACUCCAAGAGGUAAAGUGGGUUGUCCUCUUGCUGGUUCGACCCCACAGUGCUCCAGUCUGCAUGUAAAACAGAGGUGUGUCCAAAGAUAUACUUUAAGGUAAAAGUGAAAGAAAAUAAAUCAAGAUGAUCACGGUUUGUUUCAAUACAUCACAACUCGAUGAUUGAAGAAAUGUCCAGUCUCUGGCAAGCCAAACAGCCAAUCAUAUUUUAGGAUUUUGGAGCUGCUUCAGGGGUGCCCAUGCAACCCUUUGGUCACCCUUGUGGACACACUCCCGGACAAGAGACUAAAUCUGAGAUUGUGUGGAUAGUUGUGUAAGUGUUUGAGUGUGUUUGUUAAAUGUACACUAUUGUAAUGUCAUUUUGGCAUCUGGAGUGGCAGGAAGUUAAGAGUGCAGUCCAUUUACCACUGACCAUGAAAGACUGCCAUAGUUAUUUCACAGGAGAUCCUUGGAAAUCAAUGGGAUGAACUGACUUCAAUUAAUGUAAAUGUGUCCUGGGCUUGUCUGGCCUUUGUCUACACUUGAUAGUUUACAUUUGAGCAUCAAUGGAGGGUAAAAACCUUUUAUAAAAACAUCUUGAACGAGGCUUUAUCAGUCAGUCUAUCUACUAUAAACGUGUGAUUUUACAUACAGCUUUAGGGAGAGCUUCAGGGUUUGUUUGUCCUUCAAGCGAACAAACAGCAACAUAUCUUUGCGACUGAAGGACAACAACAAUGCAUGGACUCUUCUCUCAUAUAAAUCCUGUUAUCUCUGCUCCACAACAAUGGGACGGGCCUUGGAGAAGUGCUUAGGAGCACUACACAGAAAUGGCUUGAGCUCCGUCUUAAUCCAGCCACAGAGAGUGUGGACACAGCGGGAGCGCCGGAGAAGUUAAAAAAGAGGAGCGGGGGAGAAAUCUAACGCACAGUAGGGUCUCCAAAUAUUGUUGACUUGUUGCUUCCUCUGAGAUUUCAGGGCAUUCAGGCGCUUAAGAGCUUACGGGUCCAAGCUAGAAAUUGGGUUAAUUCAGAUUAGACAAGUGUGUGGUUGGUGUAAAAGGACCACCAGACUAUCUGCAACCCAUCCAAACUGACCCAUAUGUAUAAUGUUACUGCUUUAAGUCUAGACUGGGCAUGAAUCAGACUGUCUAUUAGAUGUAGAGGGAUAAGAAGAGCGCUGACGUAUUUGUCAGCAGCUCACAUACAUGCAUGCACAUGUAACUGUAAAUGCAGCUGAUUGUCAGAUGAUCACAUUAUCCUGCACUCAGCACUGAGACAGACGACUGACUACUACACAUUAAAAAAGUCGAGACAUUAGUGUUGCUCAGACAGCAAAUAUCACUGGACUUGUAAUACGAUCGUGAAAGAGGUGCAUAAUCACACGCCUCCACUGUGAUUUAUGACCAUUGAGGUUUUCAUUUCCUAUUUUAUCUGCAUGUUAUGGCUCUGAUGAUGGCCGGAUCAUCUUUCAUUUUGAAAGUCAUCAAUUAUCUCCUGUGCAAUAUGAAGUCUAACUGGACUGAUGUAGGCUUCCUGUGUCUGUUGUGUCUUUACGCCCUGCUUUUUGAGGGAACAAGGUCCUCUGUCAGGCCAGAUAAUGACAGAAAGGAGCUGCGGAGAAUGAAUAUUCCAGCGUCUUUUUGCAUUUGACUGAUAAAUUGAUAAACCAUAUCCUUUAAUCACGAGGAAUAACUCAUCUAUUUAAGCACUAAGGAGCAAACGUUGCCAAAUUUGUGCGAGAGAGUGGCGAGGCGGUUCAUUGUCAUUUGAGGAGAGUGUUGACAGCUUAAUGGACACAGGAGAGAGGGAAAUUGCUGGAAGUAAACCUAUAAGUCAGGUGAAACAAUUAGGCGUGAGUAGAGGUGAAUGCUGUGUGUGUUUGGGACAGGCUCCGUGGACUGAAAGGCUGUCCAGGAUGUCUUUUUAUUUGCCCACAUAGAGCCACCCUGCUGGGCACAGAGCAGCACAGAGCCUUGGUUGGACAUCGGCACAUAGCAGUGAGAGUAAACAAGGCUUUUAGCGGCUUUAUUAGACAGAGUCAUUCAGCAGGGAAGGAAAUGUUUAAUCAUUCACUCCUGAGUUUGUUUUAAAUGACAGAAAUUGUUCUUUGGGACAAGUUUUACCCUCUUACAAGGAAAAAUAAAAUCAGCCUAUUUGAUUAGAAACUGUUCUUGUCAAAGCUGAUAUAUUUUUAAACUCACACUUUUUAAAUGAGGAAAUUUUGUUCCAGGAAGUAUUUCUCUUUUUUCCUGCACAUGGAGGGAGCACUUCCCUCUCUGAGGUCACUCUUCGGUUAGCCACUGUGAGUUUGGUCAACACAGUGGUUAAUUGUUCACCCAUAAAAGGACUUUAAAACAACACAGAGCCCAAAAUGACAUCUUCCAAUGUCUUCUCUUUCAAACCAACAAUUCAACCUUAAAGCCUUUUAUUUUGUCAUCAUGUAGGAUCCAGUUCACGCGUUUUAGAGACACAAUUUAUAGAGUAAUUUCAUGUUAUCCAGGCUUCAAUUCUAUGUCCCAUGAAAAGACAUCCCAACCCUGAACAGGCUCCACACAUUUGCUGUGAGCACUCCUCUAUCACAUGAUAACUUAUUAAAAGCUUUUAAAACUUUAACUUAGUGUCAGGCUUCAUACAUGGGGGAUCAGUAGUCAACAACAGAGAAAACAUGAUAUUUCCCCAACAAUCAUAAAAUUAUAAUGCAGUUAGGACUGGGCGAUAUGGGAAAAAGUUUAUCACAAUAAAUUUUUUUUACAUCAGCCAAUAACGAUAUAUUUCACGAUAUUAAAAAAAUCACUUGGCAAUCUUCAAUGUUCCCUGUUACUCUUAAACUAAAUUUACCUGACGCCAUGGGCUCCUUGCUCCAUAGGGGUCUGUAAACUUUUGCAUCGUGUGUCCUCUACCACGUGGCACUGCUUCAGGUGGUGAAAAAGAUUUGAGGUAUUCCCUGACUUUGCGAGAUAAUGUAUUCGACAUAACUUACAGUGCAAAAAAAAUAAAUACCUCCACACCACUGACGUUUUCAUGUCAGUGUUGUCGACGAUGUCAUCAUCUGUUGAGCCUUCAUCUGCAUUUCUGCCUGGGGUAGCACUCUUUUUCUUUUUUUCUCACCUACAGUGCUGUCGGCUUCACUUGUUUUCAUGAAGCUGCAGCCUGCUACUACGCAGUUCUUUGCUACUUGGUUAUAAUUCAGCGCAUGAUUGGUUCAGCACAAAACGGACCCAGAGAAACCUCUCUUUUCAUUGGCUGUUUGUAUAAUCUACCAAGACAUGUAUGUCGUAGCAGAAUGCCGACUAUCAAAAAACAUAUUGACCAGGUUUACAUCGAUAUUAAGGGAAAUUAAUUUUUGAUGUGUACUGUUAUUGUUUUAUCACCAACCCCUAAAUGCAGUCAUAAUUAUUUUAUAAAAAGAUAAGUUGUUACAGCUAUGUUUUUCUGUAUUUGGAAAAUAUGAAUACAAAUACAGUUAAACUACACACUUUUGUUUUUAUAAUCUAUCCUGAAUUAAUCACUCUGCUAGGAUUAAGAUAAUGCUAAUUUUCAUGAAUCUAAGUGAUCUCUGUUCUGCUCAGAUGUUCAUCUAGGAGCUCUGCAAACUCAAAGAAGUUCAUUCUGGUUGCAUGUUCGUCUGUUGAUAUACGUGUGUGCAGAGUCAGAGCUCUCUACCUCAUGCAGGUGAGUGCAGUAAAUAUUAGCUUUUCAAAUGAACAUGGCCACACUCAGAUAUUUCUAGGCCAAAAUCAAGAGGUUUUCAUUUUUUCCUCCCAGCUCUGUGUUUCAAACCAGCAUCAGACAGUUUGGUUAUUUUCAACAAACAUGAAGUAACCAUUGAGUUCAGGCUGCGUCUUCCACUGCAGCUCAUUUUUGGACUCUGGGAGAGGAGAAGGAGAGGAAGGGCGCUGGGUUCACCUUGAAUUCAAGAACAUAGAUAGUAGCUGAGGCCUGCUGCUGCUCCAUGUAACAUUACCAGGUUAUUCCUGACUCAUAAAAGCAACAAAUGUGAGCUGACAACAUGCACAUUUUUUCCUCCAGUUUGACUCAAACACUGCAGUCAGACAACAGUACAUGCUGCAGGGUGGCAUGUGUCGCAGGCCUCUCCCUGUGCUGCAGACAGCAGACAGACAGAGAGCAGUGAUCUUCUGGUUAGCCAGCGGCCACAGGCAUGCAGAAAAUGAGACCUUGAAGAACCAUCGGGAGGCACUGUCACUUUUUCCGAGAGCUGUCCAUUCGGGGAGCUUCCUCUGCAUAUUUCAGGGUGAUGGACAAGCAAGUGGCCUUUGAAACAUGUGAAAGAGAGAGAAACAAAAACAAGGACAAAAGCAGCCCUUCUCCAGCAGGGACAUGUUGAACCUUAUUGUUCAAGACAUCCUCAAAAUCCUAGAAAUGAAAUAAGUUAUUAUCACUAUCAUUUAUAAAUUCUACUUUAGCUUAUCUCACUUGACAGCAAAUCUGCUAAUGUGUUUUGAAACUUCUCGACUCAGAGAGGACGGUCUCACUGUGCUGUAGCUAAGCAUCAUGUGCUUUAACAUAACGUCAAGGUAAUCGCAAACAAAUUGAUGAGUGAAAACAGAAUAGAGAAGAGCGCCCUCAGAAAUCUUGGGCUGUUUCAGCAGCAGCAGAUGACACUGAAUGAAAAGAGCCUUCAGUUUUUCUAUCUUAUGCGGCUCAGGGAUGCUUUGAGGUCUGCACUUGGCCUUAGACUUUUUUUUCAGCUAUUAGUUGCACCUUAGCAACAUGAGCUUGUUUACUACGUUUUGGAAGGUGAUGUAUUUUAGUGGUGCAGACUGAUUUUUAUCAGUUUACUCUUGUUUUGUUACUGUUGCCAAGGGAGAUCUUUCACUGACGCCUCAACCACCAACAGUGACAUGACGCUUGCAGGCCACCAUGUGGUGGUGCAACCAGAGAAAUGUCAGCUGUAGUUUGAUCAGCUGUUUGUUAUUUACUUUAAGAGCUGAUGUUAAUACACAGAUUUAUCUUUCAAAAUUAAAUUCACAUGGACUUUUCUCUUAGUCAGUUUUAUGGUGAUUUUGCCUAUAUUGUUAGUAGAACUGAAAAGAGAAAGGAAAUGUGAGGUAUAGAGAUUAGGGGAAGACAUGAACCAAGGGUUGAACCAGCAACCACUUCAAAAGGGACUGCAGCUUCUGUAUGUAGAGUGAACUCAAUCCUAAUAGAGCCCCUUAUUUUCAUGUCAAAACACAUCAUUUUUUUGCCCUUAAAUUAAUGUUUAUGGCAUUGCAAAAAAUCAGUCACUCAAAGUAUUGCAGAUUAAUGAGGAGGAGAACAGAGGGCUUUCCCCAGCUCAGGUACAGUCUAUGGUUUCUCCCAAGCGGCACAUUUAAGUCCAACCCCAUCCUCUAGUCCUCUUCGUCACAGACAGGAAAUUACGAACAGCAGUUUUUGUACCAAGUUGUCUUCAGAGAUAAAGAUAAAAAAGGUAGACAGAGAAAUUAAUGUGGCAGUAUGUGGAGAACCCUCCUGAACCUCCAUCCUCCUCUCACUUUUGCUCCUUACCUGUCCCCCUCUGUUUUAUGUCCUCCGCUUUAAUACUUUGGUGCCGAUAUUUCCCUUCACGUUUGUUUUGGGGAUCCGGUUGCUCAGCUGUGCGGGUCUCUCUCCAUCAGUGUCUCUGCGUUGUAAAUCGGCAGCUUUCGUUGCAGAACUGGACUCUCUCACGUUAAUGUAGUUGUUAACAGCUUGUGGUCACCGGGCGGUCGGUGUGGCUUUGCUGUUUCGAGCUGACAAGCUCUCUGGAGGAAGAGAAGGAGAGAGAAAGAGAGUCUGUGUGGUAGCUCAGAAAAGAGAGAGAGCCAGGUUAGAGAGAGGCACACUGCUCUGGUUGUACAGCCUGGAUCUUGUCUUAUUGAGCCACUGUGUCAUGUUUCUCUUGUUGUGUUACCAUACCAACAAAAUAAAUAAAUAAAUAAAUAUAUUAAAAAUAAGAAACACUGUCAUCAUGAUGACUUAGAUUUUGAUCAUUUUAAUGUUACAAAUAAAAUUCAUGGAGAUAAUACACUUUGUGUGCUAAUAUGUAACAUGAAAUAAGCACACAGACAGAAAUAGAUAUAAUUUAUUUAAGGUAAUUUGUUAUUGAAAAAUAGAUUCAUGCAUUUUAAAGAAUAAAUGAAUAAAAAACUUGCUUUGUCAUAUUAACUUUUUGUGUGUUUGUACUCUCAUCUUAAAUUAAGAGAAAAGCUUUGGUUGCACUGAUAGACUGGCCUAGUACAGCUUUCAGUGGAGUAUUAGUUUCAGCUGAGGAUUUGUAUUUAUAUCGGCUCAGUAUCGGUAUCAGAUAAUACUUAUCUGAUACCGAUACUGUUAGACAGGUGUUUACCACUAACAGUCUUUGAUGUACAUUUGUUUCAUUGUAUUAAUUUAAUAAUGAUGUGUAAGCACAUGUUUUAGCCCUCUUGUGAAUAUGAUUAUUACCUUAUCAGUGUUUGUAAUUACUUAUUAAACUAUUUUAAAUUUUUUUGGUAACACUUUAUAUGAACCCACCUCUGAAGCACAUUCAUAAAGCCUUAUACGAUACGAUACGAUACGAUGCACUUCAUCGUCCCCUUUGGGAAAUUUGUCUUGGACUCAAAGAGCUGCACAGAUAAAGCUGCCAACUGAUGACACAAAGUAUUCAACCUGACAAAGACACAGUCACAUAACACACGCAUAUUGUACAUAAUCAUAUUGCACGAGAAUCUCACAGAAACGGUUAAAAGAAACAUACUGACGAUAAAUAAAAUGAUAAUUUUGACUUUGAGGCUGUAUAACAACCUUUGUGGGUGAGUAUAAGCAUUGAUAACAACUUAUGAUAAUGUUUAUGAGGUGUUAUAAGCAGUGAGUAUCAUGCCUUACUAAGGUAUGGCUUAUAAAGAAUAAUACAUGAAUGAAAAAGAAAAAAAGGACAGCUACACUAAUUUUUUUUGUUGCUGUGAAGUAUUUUUGUCCGACAUUUUACUUACAGCCACUAAAUGCUGCUUAAAGGUUCUCAUAAAUAAUUGUUAAUAACCUCAUAUUAUAUUGCUGUCACUUUAAAGUGCCAAAGAUCAUACUUUAUCAUGAUAUGCGUAUUAAUAAGACAUUUCCUGAGUUGAGAAUCAUACUAGUUAUGACUCUUGUUUCUGAAUAUUGUAAGGUCUCAUGCUCACUGCUUACAACACUACUUAAACACUGCUAUAAGAUGUUCUGAAUGCUUAUUGUUAAGCCUUGUAGCCGCAUUAAUAAAGCUUUAUAAAUGUGCUAAUGAUGCAGUUUAAGAGGUGGGUUCCUUCAAUUGUUGUUUUAACAAGUUAUACAUUUUUUUAUGACAAAAACAAGUUUAGUUGAGCAGUGAAGGACUAUGAAAGUCUCCCCCAGAGUUUCAAAGCUAGGCUUUAAAUAUUCUCUUUUUAAUGAGACCGUUCAAUUAGAAGUUGUUUUUGAAGUGUUGAGUCUGUGGGUAUUCAAGGAUAGUGAAAUGAAGGUGGACAAUUGAAGAGAAAAAAGGCUAAACUUUUAUUUUCCACGUCAGAAUCAGCGUCAGUCCAGGUUUUUCGCUGCAAAACCUCCAGAGCUCUGUCUCUGAAGUUCAGACCUGGUGAUCAUGAUUAUGUUGAAACAUAGCUGAAAUUAAGACCUUUUGGUCAAUACAUUUUGAGAUUUUUAUCUGAACUUUACCGUAGAUGUUGUUUUGGAGUUGUCAGAUUAUUUCCUGGUUUUGAUUUUACAGCAAUUUUCAUCCAAAUGAGCUCAUUCUCAUCUUUUUAUAUCCCAUGCAGUCUCAUAGUGAGUGUAGUAAGAAUAGCACUCGUAGGAGGGUGUUACUGAGAGACACUAGCUGCUGUCUAAUAAACGUCUUCUCCUACACACCUACAGCUCCUUCAGCUCUAGCACUAUAGCUGCUUCAUCUCCUCUAAUGAGCUGUGGGCGACGUGGAAAGUUGAGAUGACACUGAAUGUUGAAUUAGAGUCAGUGCAGAUCUGACUCUGCAUUUUUGCCCUCCUCAUUCAAACAUCUCCCGUCAGCUGUUCGGGUGAAAUGUCUUUGAAUAUAUUGUAUGUGUAAGUGAAGUUGGACUUUCCUGUAAACACCCUGUAAGUCUGUGUAAGUGUGCGAGUGUGAGCGUGUGGUUCAGGUCCGUUAAUUCCACCCUGUCUGUGUCUCUCAUCUCUGCAGGUGUCGGAAGAUCCAGAUCCGGAACAUUCCCCCUCAUCUACAGUGGGAGGUCAGUUGUUUGUCUUCGUGUGUAACUGUGUGUAACUGUGUAUGUGUGUGUGUGUGAAUGUGUAUAAGACAGUUGAAGCACCAGGUAGCACAUAAACCAGCUUCCCGACAAUGACUCAUCGGCUUUUAUACUGUACUCCUCUGUAGACUGAAGGCUUUGUGUGCAUGCAUUAUGUGUGUACCCGUGCUGUGUGUAUCUGUGUCAGUGUUUGGAUGACACUGUGUCUCUGUGUCAACAUCUGUAACCUCGCUGGAGUCCGAGUUGCUUCUCUCUGUGUGAGCGUCUCUGUUGUCAAGCCUGCCAACUUUACUAAUCCUCUUGGGUUUCUGCUGUAUUUUUGGGACACUCCUAGAAAACGCACAGGACUUCUCAGACUACUAAGACACUAAAAAUACCAGAACUAAACUUUUGAGUUCAUUUUUUAAAGUCUCUUUUGUUCACCAGCCUUCCAAGCCUCAAAUAUAGGUGAUAGUUAUUACGUAACUGUCAGCUGAGUAUCUAUUUUCCCUUUUUUGACACCAGACAGAAGUAAAAUCUUACACCAGUCCUGUCAUUAAUAAGUCAAUUUAAAGCUACUGUGGAGAACUUUACGUUGACUUUAGAAUGUGAGACCGCACACCUAUAAAAAAACAUUUAUUGUUGCAUCCCUCUGACAAGACAAAUGGCCAGAUAUGAUGUAAUGAGGGUUAAUUUUAAGCCCCAGUGCUGGUAAUGGCUGCGCUGCCUCAAGUCACGUUGGUGGUCAUGUUACUAAAGUGUCGUGUUUGCUUUUGUGGGUCACAAAUAGACUUCACAGUUAAUUUCAGUCCUUCUCAAAACUCAAAGCAGCUUUAAGUAAAACCAAAAAGAUAAUUAUUAUUUAAAUAGGACUUCAAGUUUAACCAAAUUAUGUCACUAAACCAGCUAAAGUGAAUUUUGUGAACUCACAAAGGUGUCAUAGUCAGCAGAGAGCACAAACAAUUAUUUAAACCUUUCUCUUUUUAGCUUUUGGCAGAGAACUGAAGUCAGUGUCGUACAUUUUUCAAGAAUAUAGUUAGGGUUUAAGAGAAUGAAUUUGUAAGUGAAAAAAGUAAAAGUUUCAAGUACAUAUGAAGGGGUUUUUAAGAGUCAACACAUCAAUAAACAGGACUGAAGUAACUUUACAAGAAUAAAGUGAUUUUCUACUGAGGAUAAUGUUAAAAGUAUGAACAUACUUCACAUUCCUCUUCUUUGUUCCGUCGGAUGGCUGCUCCUCUGACUUUCCUCUUAAAAAAACGACAAAGCCUGAAAUUAGGACCUUUUCCUCACAUAUUUACAGCUUAAUUCUUGGUCAUUUGUGACUUUAUUUGCAUAAAUUUACAACUUAAAUGUCAAAACCUCCCUCUUUUUCUUCUUCUAAGAGGCCCAAUACCUGGACACAGUUAUAGAGAUGGAGCAUUAAGAGCUUCAGCCACUGACUUUAAUUUUCAGAAAGACAGAAAAGUGAACAUUUAAGGAAAUAAUCAGUGAUCAGGGAAGUCUUUAUUAUCUCCAGAGGUUCAAUCGUUGUACAGUUAGCAGCGUGACACAACUCUCACACUAACAUAAAGAAGAGUUUUCAGAAGAACAUAUGGGGCCAAAAAUGAGCAUGUUUGAUCACAUGAUUAAACCAAAGUUGAAAGACUUCUCUGAUUGUCUCUGAGCUGCAAAUAACUGUUGCCUUUUGCCACAAGUAAAACUGUACAAUACAAUAUACAAAAAACUGUACAGUGCAAUAUUCUACCCUACAAACUGGUUUUGUACACACUUUUAUACUUUGUAUACUGUACUUUUUAUAUAGCUUUAUUUCUAAUAUUCUGCUCUUUUUACUAACUGGUGCAAUUUCUUAUUUUUUCUUAUUCAUUCUGUUCUCCUUCCAUUAAUUUGUUUGUUCGAGAGCAAGUGUAAUGCUGUAAGGACUGAAUUAUUCUGUAUCCUGAUUCUGAUGUCUCACCCUAGUUUCCUCCGUGAGUCACAGUCGUACUUCUUAUUAAGAGCAUAAAUGCACAAAAUUUAAUUGAAGAGACAAAAGGAAUUAUUGAAUUAACUGGUGAAUUAUUAAAUUAACUUGAUGUACUUGAUAAUCUUCUGUUUUCAUCUGGUACCAUUUGAGUAUUAUACUUUACUGUAUUUUACUUUACCCUAUGUUUACACUUAAUGUUAUUUCAGGAUGAGCUUUGUGAUUGUUGUUUAUCCCAGUCGUUUUAAAAGUAGCACUUGUUUUUCUGACAAAUAAUUCAGUUUCUCACGCUUCCUCAUUUAUUAGAUAAUUAAUCUGCAUAAAAUUAAUUGUAUCUUGUUUGUUAAAUAAUCGAAAAAUCUCUACAUUACUCUAAUAUAUUUGUGUUUCAGUGUGCAUGUCUUCAGGCAUACCUUUCCAGAAAGUGAAAUAGUAAAGAAUGAGGAAACUGGUUCAUGUAAUUUAGGUUGGAAACUGUGUAUUGCUAUGAUUCUAUUCAUUUUUUACUUUUAUUGUUAUUAUUAUUAUUAAGAAAAAUAAAAAAGAAUAAGAAUAGGUGGUUAUGCAUAUUACAAUCUGGACAGGAUGAUUUAUUCGUUAAAAAUGUUCAUUUAUGCAGCUGAAAAGUUGUACAUCCUUGGUCGGUAAUCCUUCUAUUGCAACAGAUUUGAUCAUCCUGCCUGGAGGACAAACCAACAGUAAACUGAACACUCACCUUCAUGGUCAAGUUAAAACAAGGCCUUCUUAUUUUUUAUAAUUCUCAUCAAACUGAAAAUGUCCUUUGAACGAGGUGAAAGGGACUCCUGCAGAAAAAGCCCAAACAUUGGGACAUUUCCCUCCUUUUUCGUCUCGCUUUCUUUUCAGUCUUACAUUUUACACACCUUUGGACAUAAACAAGGCAAAUGUCACUGAUUUUAACAUCAUUUGUUUAACAUAGUCUGCAACAAUUAGGAUGCACUCAAACAACCAGAAACACUUUUGAAAAAAUGCAAACAGGGAUUUAUUGUGAGGUUCAGAUGUUCUAGUUUUACCUCUAUUCUCUGCUAUCUUUUCACUCACUGCUGUGUCGCUUGACAAUCAUCAGCACACAAAGCAGUAAACCGCUGUGUGCACAUAUGUGUGUGUGGACAUGUGUCUGUGGACAUGUGUGUGUGCGUCGUUUUGCAGUCGCCUCUCUGACUCCUGCUCUCAUCUCUCCCUCAGGUUUUGGACGGCCUUCUAGCUCAGCAUGGUACUGUAGAGCACGUGGAACAAGGUACAGGAUUUACCUCCUCUUCACUCCCUGCUCAUCUCAAUCUCAUCUGCCUCCCAUUGUUUAAUGCACAUGUAUCUUUUUAGCAACACACACACACACACACACACACACACACACACACACACACACACACACACACACACACACACACACACACACACACACACACACACAAGGACCUCCCAGUGAGUCAAGUCGCCCUGUGUGACUUGACUUCCUCUUUGCCAUCAUCAUCCCACACACUCAUUAUCUAAACAUAACCCAUCUCUGCAUGUAAAUCACUCUUUAUCAUCUCCUCUUUGUGUGUGUGUGUGCAGUAUAAAGUGUGGCUUAUGAGUUUGACCCAUGGGGAGCAGCGUUUGAACUACAUGCAGCCUCUAUAAUCAGCAGCGCUGUGCAUUGCCACGUUUCCCCCCUAGUUUCAGCGUUCGGAUUGAAGUGGGCAGACAUGGUAGGCGUCCAGGAGUAGUGUGUCCACAUGUGUGAGUGUGCUGGCCUGUGUUCCAGGGAGGAGCACACACAUGCGCCUGUGUUGAGGCUUUUGUCUGAUGUGUGUUUGUGUGUGUUUGCUGGGGAGACUCUGUGGAGUUAUCUAAGGGGACUUUUUUUCUGGCUACACACACAUGCACAAUAAGAAAACCUGCACACACAAGGAGAAAGUAACACUCACGAAAAAACGCACACCAUGUCCCUCUGAGUGUGUCAAAUCAGCCAAGACAAACUACCACCCACUGUAGUCAUGACAGGUGCUAAAAGAGAACCCAGCAGAGAAAUUACUCCACUCUCAGACGCUGCCCUGCUUAUUCGGCGCUGUAACAAAAAACACCACAGUAUUUCCUCCUCUUCCUUUGUUCUUCUUCUCUGAAAGUUUAGAGUCUGAGCGUCCAGAGAGACACCUUACGCUUGAGUCUGUCCGUAGCUCGCUGUGGGUCAUUGUACAACUUCUUGUCACUUUUCACAGCCGGCGUCCGUGCGCUCUGGUUACGGGGUGAGGUUUUUGGAGGAGCCCCAUGUUCAUGUGUGGCAUGCUGGAGGCUGCCGGUGAUGGGGCAGGGCGGGGCGGGGCAGAGCUGGCUGUGAGCACCGGGCGCUACGCCAGGCUCUGCCCAUUCACCCUCUCUGAGCCAGCUGGGCACUCUCGCUGCUUUUAACCCUUAAUCCAGCUGCAGGCUCAGAAAUUUGAAUUUUUUCCUCCACUGCCAAAGAGACUCUCAAUGUCUUUUAUAAUUUCUGGCACUAUUUAAAAAAAUCUCCCAGGGAAAAAAAACUCAACACUUAAGACUGCUUUUCUUGGUUAUUUAUCAUUCCUCUAUUUCUGAGAUGCCAGAAAUUACAUGGCAUGUCAAGGAUCAUUUAUUUGUUUGUAAUUGCCAUUGUGUUGUUCAUGCAGUUGAAGCUGGAGUUUAUUAGUACUUUUUAAAGAAAUAUCUAAAGCAUCUGUCGUGGAUGUUUGCUCAUGUUGUGCAGGCUUUGGCAUCAGUCCCUCCAAUCAAAGAGCAGUGACUUCUUUGUUGACUCAUCAUUUUGACAUUUAGCGGUUACACAGAGAUCCAUCGGUGACAAAGCAGAGAUGCCGCUGUGUCCUCUGACAGAAGCCUUUGUAGAGCAGAAAGGCAUUUUAUCAAGAAGCCAUGCUGGAUUUUUUUUUUGUUUGUUUGUUUCUUUUACUAUUGCUGUCACAAAUUUCCCUCUUCACCUGCAUCUACACUGCAAACAUUACAAUGCACACAACAGGAAGAAGGUCAUAUAGAUACACAUCAAAACACAGUUAUGCAAAACAGAUUUGAGUGCUCAGAUUAUGCGUGUACUAGUAAUGAAACUACACCAAUAAAUAUCACCUGAUGCAAAUGUUUGCACUCGUGAAAUCCUGCAGAUCAAACCUCUAACUGUGUUAGAUUUGUGUAAGUAUAGGUUGACAAAUCCCCCUGAGAUGCGCCUCUCUUGUAACCUCUAAUCCAAGUUAUCACAGAUCACUUACUUUGUUCAGGCUGCCACGUCCAACUUUUUAUUUAUUUAUUUAUCUUUUAUGUAAGUGGUCAGCAGGUGUUCAACAGCUCCUGUCUGUAUAGGCAGUAGAGGGGUCUGCAGGGAAGAUGGCACAGAGAUAGCUUUAACAGAUUCGUUCAGACAAGUGGCUCUCCGGGUCACCACGGGAACAUGGAUGCAACAGAGACCUGUUAUGUGAAUGUGUGUAUGUGGCCCCAGCUAUUGUUUAUUUGAUCUCAUCUUUUGUGCUUUUCUCUCUCUGUCUUGUUGCACAGUGAACACUGAUACAGAAACAGCGGUGGUGAAUGUUACAUACUCGAACAAGGAGGAAACGAAAGUGUAAGCACCUUGAAAUGUACCAAAUGUACCUGUGUCCUGCUUGCAUUAAAGUCCCACUCCAAUUGUUUUGUUUUACUACUUAAAGUGUGUUCUCAGUGGUCUUUAAACUGUGAUUAUAAAGUUAUUAGCCAAAAUCACACUACCUGUGUCAUUUUCAAGUGCUUUUCUUCUGCAGAGCUCCAGUAGCUCAUUAGCAAUUCACCUCUGAGUUGUGGGCGGAGACAGCGCUGCUCUGCACACUCCUCUUCAUGCUAGCUUGUAGCCUUACAUUGCCGGUGUAGUAGAAGUGGCAGGUAACACAGGAGAUAUUCAGCUCUCAGACACUAAUGUCUUUGGGGACAUGAUGAAAGUUAAUAUCAUAAUUAGCUUUCUUACAAGUAUAGCAAUCCGCUAACACACACGCUUGUUCCACAAUCUUCCUCUGAACUACUUGGGGUCUGGCCUGCAUUGUGGGGCUCCAGGGGCGAUGCUUGAAUUUGCUACGUAGGAAAUCUCACUGUGUCUGAACCUGCCGUUUUGGUCUGCCAGAGAUUCACAGCGAUUUGAAUGCAGAAAUACUCCGCACUUCUUUUUCUCAUGAUAUGUUCUGUAACAUCAAAAAAAAAUGCUAUACAAACAUGUAGACAAGAAAAUCAUGAUUUUUAUCGGAGUGGGUCUUUAAUGCACUACAAAACUAGCAACUUAGGUGAAGUACCUGUUUGUAAAUUUUGUGUUUAUUUGUUAGAUUAGAAAGUGCACUCACAAGGGUCAGAGCAGGGCCGGAUCAUGGUCAAAACCAGAACACCCGGCUGAAACCUAAGACAUGCAUAUUGUGUCUUGGAUUACACAAAGUGAUGCCCAAGCUAGUUCCAGGUAGGAUGAGGGUGUGAAAAAACAAACAAACAAACAAAAAAACAACUGUCAACAGAUUUAGUUAAAAGAUGUCACAGAUUUUAUUAGGAUAAUUCAGGUAUUAAUACAAAGUACUGGAACUGCCCUUGAAACAUUCAAUUAGACUAGCCAGAGCUGGAGAGUAAAACUAUGAGUCUUUAACUAUUUUAUUGGUUUGAAAAGAAAAGACUUCUUCCUAGUUCACUUCAUGUUAAGUCUCAGUAAAGUAUUAGUAGUAGUAUACUGUACUAAAGUUUUCAUGUGUACAGCUGUUUCAUUGUCUAUAAUCUUAUUGUCCUCCUCCUCAGAGCCAUUGAGAAAUUAACGGGACACCAGUGCGACGACUACUCCUUUAAGGUGUCUUAUAUUGUGGAUAUGGAUGCUGCUCCACCAGACCAGGGUCCUCGCACACGGCGGGGGGGUCGGUCGUCCCGGGACCAAUGCUCCUCUCAGCCUGGGCCCUCUGGAGAGUAUUAUCCUUCUCGCGGCAAACAAAACGACUUCCCCACACGCAUAGUCGUGCCUUCUCAGUUUGUGGGCGCCAUCAUCGGCAAGGACGGUCAAACCAUCAAGAAUGUCACUAAACAGACUCAGUCCAAGUAAGCUGCGGUGAUGUGAAGAAGACUUAGGAUAAGAUGUCGUCUGUUUUCUGCUUCUUUUGUGUCUGUGAUGCUUUUAGGCAACUCUUACAACUAAACCUUUUAAACUAAAUAUCUGAUACUGUGGUGCAUAGUCUGACUGUUUCUCUGUCAGAUUUGGAAAUGACUUGCAGGAGUUAACUGGGCCUAAAGACGGCAUGUUUGCUGCAGACUCAUUUCUGAUGCAUUGCAUCUUUUUUUGUGUUCUCUCUGUCUGUAAGGGGCAAUAUGACAACCUUCAUUUUAAAUUCACAACAAAGUUGGAUCUUUCCUUUUUUCCCCCUCCUGUCUCUGUCCUCAGUGUUGUGUAAACCUCGGCCGGUCUGUCUGUCUCUCUUUCCCUCAGGGUGGACGUUCAUCGGAAGGAAAACGCAAGUGCAUCGGAAAAGCCCAUCACCAUCCACUCGACCCCCGAGGGCUGCUCCGCCGCCUGUCGCAUGAUCCUGGAGAUCAUGCACAAGGAGGCGAACGAGACCAAGACGUGAGUUCACAUUUCCACAUACACACAGACAUUUACAUGAACGCACUUGGAUGAGCAUCCUGUCCCACAGAGAGAUUAGCCAUAAUGUCUGCAGAGCUGUAAUCUUAUCCUUUAACCUGCCUGCACACCUUUUAAUCUCACUGUGUAUUCUUUGGCGUGGACCACUAACACAGUAAACGCAGCGCUCACAACGCACUCACGUAGGCCAACAUGUGAUCGCAGCUUAGCAUUUAAGAAACGAGGCCAAGGCGUCUAAUUGGACUUGACAGUUUUAACGAGACACUACACCUUUAAAACUCUUUGAGCUUCUGCUAAAUCUUAUCACCUGCACCCAUCCUUAACACAUGAUACCAGAGUUUGUCUGUAUUUUGGAAGGGCUGCAUGUCUCAAAGUCAUCCGUGAUCUUAUGAGCACACAGAGAGUUGUGCUAUAUCCUCUUAUGCUGAUUUCAAGAGCUUGUUUAAAGAUAAUUUCAGCCAGUGUGAAUGCUGACAAAACUCUGAUUUAUUGGCUAUAUUAACAGGUUCACCUCUUGCCAUAAAAAUAUGUUGUUAAGCUUCUUGUCAAGCUCAAAAAUGAAGUAUUUUUUGUUUAAUACGUGUUAAAAAUCUGUUAAUUUUGAGUCUGAAAUUAAAUGUAUGACAGAGUGUGAGGGCCACAUUAAGAAAAAAAAAAUUAAGACUUUGAGAUUAAAGUCACAACUUAUGAGAAUAAAGUCAUUACUACCGAGAAUGAAGUCAAAAUAAAGUAAUAACUUAUGAGGAUAAAGUCAGAAUAAAGCCCUUAUAUUUUAUCCUGAUGUUUAAGUUGACAGUAGUUGAAAUGAGAGCUAUGGAGCAUUUCGUGAAAAUGUACUUUAAUAUAGGUCUCUCAAACCGAGAGACUUAAUCUUUUUGCACAUCAGCACCACAUUAUCAUAAGUAGCCUAUCGUAAUGAUUUUAUUACGACUUUAUUCUCGUAAGAAAUUCUUUUAGUAAGACUUUAUUCUCGUUAGUAAUGACUUUAUUCUCGUAAGUUAAUGACUCAAAGUCCUAUUAUUUUUCUUCUUAAUGUGGCCCUAAUACUCCGUCGUAUAAAUCCCCCUAGUUUCAAUAAAUUAGCUAAGCUACGCUAAAAAACUGCAGAAUGUGGUUCGAUAUCAACUGUACUAACAAGACCGCAUUACAGAUCUUCUCAUCAAACCUACUGUGAGAAAAUUAAUACCAAUUUUUUCAUUAAAGGUUACAAAUAAAGUCAGAUAUGUGUAAUUUAAAUGCUUUAAAAUACAGAAUAGCAAAUACAUGCUCAAACCAGAUCCAAAUCAACUGAUGUAACUUCAGUUUCUUGUCGUCCAGCUUCUGGUGGGUUUAAUGUAAUUGCUGUAAUUCUUCUCGGUGAAAAGGAUCUGCCAUAACAGUGAUAUGCUGUUUCAAUAAAUCAGUCGACACCUCUGAUCCACCUUAAUCUGUUAAUUCCUCCCUCAAACGUUACAAUAACCUCUGAACUUCUGCUAAGUGUUGACUAAAUAACACCACCCCUCCUUGUAUGAGUGCCACACCUGCAGAAACCGACCUGUUACCUCAACCUCCAAACACCCUGUCAUUACCAACACCCAGUGUAACCCCAACCAGCUCUUUACCUUUUAACCCCACAACAACAACACUGUCAUCUCUGCCCUACGCUCACCACAGACUGAUUUCACCUUACAUUUACUAUCAAGUCCUAUACAUGCAUGACUCGCCCUACACACACACACGCACACACACACACACGCGAAACCUUACAAAGACUGUGACCCAGCCUAAAAGAAAAAACACCCAACUCAACCACAACACCAAUUCACACUUAAACCACAUGAACGUCAGCAGAAACAUAGAUUGAAGAUAAAUGAUGCUCCACCCGUUCACCCAACUUAUCUGUAAAACGUACACUUUGGGUUAAAGCAGCUUCAGUUCACAGAUGUGUGUUUUGCUGGAAUUUCCUUGUAGUUUCCUGAAAAGAGAAAGUGAAACUUAGUGACUCUCUUGAAGGUGAAAUAUUCACAAAGCUGUGAGACUGUGCUCUGAUGUGUAGAGGUUGAUUGUUCUGGUUUAGAAUCAGUUCAUGAUUUUGAGAAAAUUGACUCGAUUUAUCCCAGUUAUAUAUUCAUUUUUUGUCGUGAUUUUUGUAAAAUUACUUGAUAGGAUUUGAAACUUAAAUGCGUGUUUGCUUUGAAGAGAUUUUUGUGUGGUUGUCCUCUUCAUGAUGUCAGAUUUUUAGCCGAGCGAUUUCAUGGAAAAUUUAAUCUCUUCAAAGUACUCCGGACUCUCUCUGCAAUUCAACCAACUUAUACAGCUUAAGCAAUCUGUUUACUUUAGACAAUCUUUGAAUCAACAAACCACAAUAGUAAGAGGAAAAACACCAGCUCUUAGCUUUGACAUUUAAGAUAUUUGGCUUUAAGGUAAAUAUGACGUAACGUUGGAUUUGAGGCCAAACUCUUGUUUGUUUUGCACACAAGUCUUUUAUUUGAGUUAGCAUUACUAUUCUUUAGCAUUAAAAUAAAUGCAACCUGCAGAAACACAUUUUACUCUUUCAUUUCCAGAUGAGCUGUGUGGGCUAAUAGUAAGAGGUUUAGCUCCUUUAGCAGUUCCUUCAAAUUAAUCAGAAGUCAAUCAAUUCAAGACUUGCCAAAUUUAAUAUAAUUACACUAAAAUUAUAAAGCUCCUCUCUGAAAAGUUAAGCAGGAAUAAUUGAAAGAAUCUGGGUGUUAAUGAGCUUUUAUAUUGUAAUGAGUGGAGCGGAUGAGCAUUGAGCAUUAAAAGAAAUGCUGAAAAAAUGAUUGGUUAAGUGUUUUGACUUAUUUAGAAGAUUGUAGGUUUUUAUCACCCUCAGAUGGUGUCAUCCUUCCUGGUUUUGUCCUGUGAGUGAAAGCAUGUCGGAGCGGAUGGAGUUGUACUUAUUGCAGCAGCGUGUUUAUUGUAAACAGACGCAAACCACGAGUUCUUGCAGAGAGUAACAACAGCGUCAUGCUGUGACCGUACAAAAACUCAGCUGGAAAGUGUCUUUAAACUGAUAUUUUUGGGGUUUUUUUUUCUGCUGCACAAAUUUGCAAAACCAAAAACGGGACCUUGGAGAACAGAUUUAAAAUCAAAGCUUCAUGUCUUAACAUCGGGCCUCGUGCUGACUGCAGCACUUCUCGCGCGCUCGCUCGGCAGCUUUUCACAUUCCUGCUCAUAACAUUCCUCACACCGUCAGCAUCAGUGACACUAUCGUCUACUAUCUCACCGAACCUGUGUGUUUCUGUGUGUGUGUGUGUGUAGGAUGGAAGACGUCCCCCUGAAAAUCCUCGCCCACAACAGCCUGGUGGGCCGGCUGAUUGGAAAGGAUGGCCGCAACCUGAAGAAGAUCGAGGAGGAGACAGGGACCAAGAUUACUAUCUCCUCGUACGUUGCCUCCUUAACUGCUUUGUCACACACACCCACCCACAGACUCACACGUGGCCAGCAGCUACACUACUCGCUGUGCUAUAACCUCGGGUAACACAAACUCGAUUGAGAACUUGUGUGAUUGUGUCACAGCAGCAAUUACACUCUGAAGGACAUUUUUUAUCCAAAUUUAAACCAGCGCACAAAUAACAGGCGGUGAUUUCAACCCCUGGGUGCCACACCUCUUUCUCAUUAGCCUCCCAGCGUGUGGUUUCACUUAACCGAGUUGUAAGAGAGCAAAUGUGAAGAGUCGAUUACAGCUCCUUCACUCCAGAACAUGAUAUUAGAGAGGUGGCAGUUACACCCAUUUAACGGAGCGUGCUCGCCAACCUUCGUUCAUUUGGGUUAAUGAAUUGCUCUGUCUGCGUGAGCUCUGAAGACGAUGUAAUGAGCCCUGAGAUAGAGACAGGAAAAGGAGGAGGGAGACGACAACAGGAGGAGAGGGUCCUAUUUUUGAAGAGUCCAAUCAAUAUUUAUGGUCAUGUGGAAUCCUUUCAGAGUCUUCUUCACGGAUGGAUUAUGGUGCUUCACAGGCUCAAAGUUGCUAUAUGGAAUAAAACACUCACUCUGUUCAUGUAAUAACAAAGGGAGUUGUUAAAAAAGAUUCACUGUGACUUUUGUGUCAGCUCACCUACAUGAAAAGAUACUCGUCAAAGAUUUUGACACUGAUCUAAGCUGAUUUUCACAGCUGCAAAAUCAAUGCUUUGUGAAAACCUAAGAACUACUUUAAUGGCAGUUUUUCUGUCAAACUUUUUUUGACCUUACUGAGAUUAACUGUGGUUUAAUUUCCAAAGAUUGAGUCGUGAUAUGGCCGCUGCACAGAGUUAUGAUAUCGCGCUAAAUAUCUAGCUGCUAUCUUUUGACACUAAUGUGUUUUUACAGCAGCUGCUCCCGUAAUAAGCGAGGAUGGAUGAAUCAGUUUCAUCUGUGGACACGUAGAAAUGAUGACGAAACUCACGUCUUGACCUUGUGAGAUACAAACAGAAUACAACACGGAUUUUUACUUUAUGAGUUUUCUCAUCAUGACAUGUACUCAACAGAAAGAGAAGAAUGCGUCUCUACUUUUGGAUGAGCGAGAAUUUUCAAAAUGACAAGAGUUCAAAGGAUAUUGGUUUUCCCAGGCAGGAGGGGGAUAAUGCCAUAUUUAUUUCCUGACAGAACUAAUACAUUUAUUUAUUUCUGAUUAAUAAAUGGUUUUCAUGUCAGUGUCAAGGUUAUUAUAUACUACUGUGUUGAGUUUUUAUGGAUGUUUCAACCUAAUUCGAUAGAGGAUUUUACUUGGGUUGGACACUUGCCUGCUCAAGCUGCUCUACCAAGGAGCAUUUUUCAGUCUCUUCCUCUUUAAAACGUGUAAGAAACACUUUUGUGUUGCAUUAUGGGAAACAUUUCCAGAUGCAAACAAGUGAAAUCAGAGCCAUACUGUAUGACCCUCCUCCGCUCAGUUUUGGCAUUUCUAUUUUAAAUCUCUGUUUGUUUUACUCUAACUUUAUGGAAAUGUGGGACUUAAUUGCUAGUUAGCUAAAUGCGAAAUGUAACGCCAUUUUUUGAUGAUGCAGCCUUCACUGAUACCCAUCACAAAGACAGGAAAUGCAACUCAGAGCGACUCAAGCAUGUACGCUAAGAAAGUGAAAUGAGUGUGCAGGUGUUGGAUAUGUAAAUUCUUACAUAUCGUGUGUGUGUGCGUGUGUGUGUGUGUGUGUGUUUGUGCGUGUCAUCCUUCCUGUAGGUUACAUGGCCUAACCAUAUACAACCUUGAGAGGACCAUCACCAUCAGGGGCAGCUUGGAGGCAUGUUGUAAAGCUGAGAGGGAGAUCAUGAAGAAGCUGAGGGAAGCCUACGAGAACGACUGUGCUGCUAUAAACGUAAGUGGAGCUCAGGGGUUACUAUCUGCAGUGUCUAUGCAUGUGUGUGUGUGUGUAUGUGUGUGUGUGGUUAUGAUCUCAGGUUGACUCACGCAGGCUGACAGGUGAACAUCGGAGAGGAGUGUUGAUGUAGAGCAGGAUAGCGUUGCCUCCUCAUUCAGCGCUUGUUACCAGCAGCAUUAAUAAUAGUGUCUGCUUGGUAAAUGGAUAACAGUGAAGAAGUGUGAGUGUGUGUGUGUGUGUGUGUGUGUGUGUGUGUCUGACUCACACCUUUUUCCCCACUGUGUGUGUCUGUGUAACACACUGCGUUUCCCAGCAUCCAUCUGAUAUCUGUAGGCUCCUCUCUCACCCGGCUCCCCUUUCGCGAGGAGCUGCCCUGAUGACAUCACCAGUGCUGCAGCCUGAGAGGUCAGCCUCAGAGGAAGAGAGCUAGUGAUGAAAUCACAUGCUGCACACACCCCCCUUGUGUGUUGCAGUAAUAUGAAGAUGGAUGCAGAUUAAGUGACUGUAUUGGCUGAUGGUGAUGUAACAUGCAGAGAGGAUCACAGUCCUGGUGGAUGCCUUUCCCUGGCUACUUUUACACGAGCUGCCAGGUUUCUCACUCAUUGUGAUCGUACAAAUAUUGGCUGGGAAAUAAUCAUCAGGAAGCAUCACGCAGCAUGCGGUUAAAUUGUACCGGCUGGUGUGAGCAGAUCUGGCACCUGUCGGGCUGAGCGUUGGCUCUACAGUAAGCGGUGAGGGCCAUCUAGCGUGACACUGUGGAAAUUACACAAAGCUUUCUGAGCAAGGAGGAAGUGGAAAGAGACCGCGUGUGACUCCUCGGCCAUGAAGCCAGAUCAGCUGAUUUGUCAGUGUCUGUCUACCAUGCUGUUGCAAAUUAAACCCUUUAAAGACGUCAGUUUUCCUUAAGCAAAGACAUCCUGUCCUGUCCUCAAAGCUGUGGCAGAUUGCUGGUAUUUUUAAGUUGUUGUCAUAGAGUUUGCAGUUUUUUUUAUCUGAAGAAUAAGAAGGAAUUUAGUCCUCACAAGAUGGCCUUUAGAUUUAUCUGAAGAGAAAAAAAGAAAUCUGAAGUUACAUGAUUGAAAGGAAAAGUUUCACUGUUUCGCAGAGUGAUUGUGAGUGAAAGAGCAGCCAGUGAUUAUCUUUAGCAUAAAUUAUAUGUGGAUUAUUACUUCAAUUGAUUAAAUCAUUCGUAAUAUCGUUUUAGAAUCACUCCUAAAGUAUUUUAAGAGCAUGGGUUCAGAUUUUAAACAACUUCAGAAACUCAAACACAAACAUGUUUUAUUUAAAUUGAAUAGAAACAGAAGAAAUGCUAACAGAUUUGGGAGGCCAAAGACCUUUUCGUUGUAUUAUUGCCUAAUAUUUUUUUUAUUUUUUCAUCAUAACUGUUGCUGACUGCUUACAAACUAUAGAGCAAAGCUGAAUUUCUCAUCUUUGAGGUGAAAAAAUACAAAAACAUGAUUUACUUUCAUUUCUGCGACUCCAUCGAAAGUUAGGUGUCAAACUUUCCCUCUAUUUCAAACAAAUUAUGUGAGUUUGAAUGAUUUUGAUUAAAACAGGACUGGGGAACUGUUUUUGACACAGAAAAACUCAUUUGCCUUUGCUUUUGUUAUCUUUUCUAUGUCUAGUCAGAACUAAAGCCAUUUUAGUUGAAACCCUAAUUGCAGCUGCAGCCACACAUUGUUGUCAUGCAGUAUUUUAAAAGGCGACUGUGAACUAUCUUGAACAACCCAGAUAGAGCUGCAGGAGGAUGCUCGAGAGAUGGAGGUGCAGGGCAGCUGUGGCAAAGGCAGAGACGAAAAAUCCCACAGACCAUCAAACUGGGAGGAUACAUUUUUAAAGUGAUAGAGAAAUGUGAUAUCGCUACAGCUGGAAUUGCCUGCUUGAACCAGCACACAUGCAUUGUCAGGAUUGAAAAGGAGCUAAAAAUGUUAAAGUUAAAAUGAAGAGCCAUCUCAAAAACUAACUUACUGCUUCUUGUCACACAGCAACAGGCCAACCUGAUCCCGGGCCUGAACCUGAAUGCUUUGGGUAUCUUCUCCUCGGGUCUGCCGGUAUUGCCCCCUACUGCUGGACCACGUGGUGCAGUACCCCAUAUGGCACCAGCAGGGUACAACCCAUUCUUAGUGAGUACACACCUUCUGCUGCUCUACCUCUGCUGGUCUCAGCGACACACGGCUCCUGCAGGGAUCAGCUUUGACUUGAUAAAGCAAUUUGUUUUCUACACUCCGUAAACCAAGCUCCCCCUGAAGUGCUUUCAGAAAAAACAAUCGUGUGUUGACUCAGGUCUUCCUGUGCGAUGCUGCACACACUUUGAAACGGGCAGAAUUCCCCUGUCUUCACCAGAGAUGAGUCAGUUUGUCAGUAAAACACAGUCUCCACUCAUUGCCAGAGCCAAAGUAGUGUGAGACAGCGUGUGAGAAUGUCUUUGCGUGCUUCUUAGGAAACAAAGUUAGUGUAUGAUUCACCCAGAGUUUAUGCCCCAGAAUUCCCCUCAAUAAGAGCCGGGAUUGUGUACAUGCCUGUGUAUAUGAAUGAGCAUGGUUUUGUGCCGUCUGAUUGGUCUGCUUCACUUUCAGAGUCACUCUUCACAUCUCAGCGGCCUGUAUGGGGUUCCUCCAGCAAGUGCCAUCGCCCACCAGCACUCAGUACGUUCCCGCUACAGUCAGUGUUGCCAUGGUGAUCAGAGAAUAAGCCACUAAUUUGCCUUGUUAUUUCCUAAUGCCUAAUAAUUAUUGCCAUAGUUUUUGGCUUUUAAAGCAUGCAAAGACUUGCCAAGCUGCUUGUGCCUCUCUGAGCAAGUGACUUUUGGUAUAUGCAGGCAUAGACGUAACAGUGCAUAGACGCAAAUAAAAAAAGAUUUAGAGGGAUUCAUAAAUAACAAAACCAUGACUACUUCUCUGUCUGUGUCGAAUGGUGACCCCAGCAUUCCUGCAUACCAUCACCCAGUCACCAGAGGACCACAAAUAUUUCUGGAAGGGGACUUUUCAGACCAGAGUUGCCCUGUGGCUCGUAAAAAUUCUCUGCAUAAGCUUCAACUACACGUGUGUUAUCAUGCUAAGAAAAACAAAACCACGGGGCGACCAUUGACCUUAAGAGGAAAGACGCCAGCUCAGGCCCAGCCUAAGUGAGAUGUUUACCUAAAAGCAAAACCCUAGAAGAGGGCUCAAUUUAGCUUCCCUUGCAAGUAGUGUCAUCAUUUUCAGCUGCUUCUCAAGAAUCUGUCGAGUCAAAUCAGGAUUUUUUUGACUAUUUUAAUCUGCUUUGACUGUUUUUUAGGUUUUAUUUCAGUCAGUGUCAGCAGUAGAGUUCAGAAAAAGUGUGGUGAAAAGUUUUUUUUCUGUGUUUUUUUCAACAGCAGGCUCAAGAACAGGAGGUUGUCUACCUCUUUAUUCCAACUCAGGCUGUAGGGGCCCUGAUCGGCAAGAAGGGCCAGCACAUCAAACAACUCGCCCACUUUGCUGGAGCCUCGAUCAAGGUGGGUUUUUAAAUGUCAACACAGAGCCGACUUCAAUUAGUCCAAAGAAAGAAGCGGUCAAAGCGUGUCUCAUCACUGUGUAGGCUUCACAAACAUGUCUUUGAGCUUCACGCCGACUGUUGAGGUGAAGUAAUCAAGUUUGCAGUCCAUUCUUGCUGAGUCAGCAGCCUUGCAUGGACCACAGCUGAGGAUGUUGGUUACUCACGGUCAAAAACAAAUAACAAAAAGUGGGAUGACUAGUGAGGGGGGAAUUUUAGAAAGCCCCCUCAAGCCCCGUCUGCAGAGAUGAGACAGCUGGUCAAUAAAUUCUGAUAACAUCAUGUAACGUCGUUCUUUUAAUUGAAGGAAUAUGCAGCGCUCUUGGAUGAUCCUUCCUGGAUGCAUCAGUUGGACCCAAUGCAGCUUUAAAGUCACGUUUUCCUCGUACUUGUCUACAUAACCUGCUUAUCUGUGUGUCAGAUUGCCCCAGCUGAGAGCCCAGAUGUAACUGAGAGGAUGGUUAUUAUUACUGGAACCCCGGAAGCUCAGUUUAAGGUAAAAACGCCAGAUAUCUGUGCUCAAUAAGGAAUCAUGUAAGAUCAAAAUUAUGAGCAACAUUUUGAUAAUAAGAGUCUUUGUUAAUUUAUCUAAUGUAGUAUGAUUACUUGUGUCCUGUGUCAUAGUAAACUGCAGCGGAUCACUGUGUUCCCCCAUUUUCCCCAGUCUCUCCUUGCCUCAUUCCCUCCUCUGUAUUCCAGGCCCAGGGUCGGAUAUUUGGGAAGCUGAAAGAGGAGAACUUCUUUUCAGGGAAGGAGGAGGUCAAACUGGAGACGCACAUCAAGGUCCCCUCAUGCACAGCUGGCAGGGUCAUCGGAAAAGGUGGCAAAACGGUGAGUUGUUGUUAGAACUGAACUGAGGCUCUUAAAAGAAUAGUUCCAUUUCUUUAUUCACUCUUCCAGUGGAUUUGUGUUUUUUCCUGUAAGUGAAGUUGGAGAUCAACUUUAAAGCAGGAGUCUUUUUGUUUUUAGGUAAAUGAGCUACAGAACCUGACGAGCGCUGAGGUAAUCGUACCGCGGGACCAAACUCCAGACGAGAACGACGAGGUCUUUGUGAAAAUCAGUGGGCAUUUCUUUGCCAGUCAGGUAAGCAAAAGUAACCAAGUUGCUUGUAUAUUUAUUCCAACAACAUGCGCUGAAGAAUAAAAAGUUGGGAGUGUUUUUCUUAAAGGACCAGAAAAUUAUUAUUUAGCUGUCACAGUCCGGAGUUAAACAAAAAGGAAAGGACCCAAAAUGCAGAACAAAAACAAAGGGAUUUAUUUUAAAAGAACGAAAUAAAAAAGCAACAAAUAGAGAGAAAAAUCCAAAAGUCAAAAUCCACAAAAAUCACUGGUGGCAAAAUCACAUGGGGCAACUGGGGACACGAGUAUACACACACAGACAUCAACAUACAUACAAUGAACCAACAAGGACAGAGGGGAGGACAGGGACUAUACAUACAGGGAAACGAGCAACAGGUGAGGCAAACGAGACACAGGUGAAACUCGUGUGAUUAACGAGGGAGGGAAAACUAGGGAAGUAAAACCAAACUAGAAACACAAAAAAUCAACUACUACAAAAUAAAACAGGAAACACUUAAAACUGAUCUAAAGAAUAAAACACAGAGACCAUGAGGGAAACAGGGUCAAACACAAACUGAAAACUCACAAGACUGGACUUCAGGAACAAUAGGGAACAGAAACACUAAGGAAAAACACAAAGAGGAAAAAAAACUAAAUUAACAGACCAUAUCAUGACAGUAGCUCCUUAAGUCCAAGGUGACAAUUUUUAAUCUUGUGCACACAAACAUGUUCGUGAUAGCAGAGGCCAAUUGCUUUUUACACUGUGUGAAUUGUUCAUUCUGUAUUGUCUGUGGCCCAAUGUGUGAAAUUUAGCGUCUUUAAGAAAAACAGAUUUGGUAAAAUGAAAUAUAACACUUUUAAGUAUGUUUAAAUUUGUGUACAGUAACCUGAAUUUAAAAGUUUGGUUGACUCAGAAAGAGUGGGCUAUUUUAUAUCUACGUUAGGGGUAGAUCCCCCUCCUCAUGUACUUUUAUGUUUCUACUCUUGCACAGAACAAAGUAACUGAACAUACAUGUUUUUGUAAAAUGCACUGGCUGGAAGAUGAAGAAGAGCGGUUGUUGUGCAAAGAAUUUAACAAUUAGAAAAUGUUUUUGAUGGUAAAAAUGAGACAAAUGGUGGAUCAUACUUGUAUGACAAAGGAUCCUCUUGUCUUUGGCGGCCACCAUUGCCUCUGGUAGACAGGGGUGAGCGGGGAGUGUUUCAAUCUUAAAAUCUAGUUUUUUUGCUGUAAAAUAUCGCUAAAUGUCAUUAUAUGUGCACGCUCAGAGAAUCACACUGGUACUGGUAUUUUGUGUGCAACAUAAGCGCCCCCUGUUGGGCAGUGAUGAGGGGUGUGCUCUGUCUUUUGUUAAUUUAAAAAGCGCCGCUAAAAUACAUCUGAUAAAGUGAUUUUUUCUUUAUGAAAUGCUGUUCAUUUAUAUGAUAUGUUUAUAUGUUUACAUUGAUUUGCCCACAGCUAGCUUUCUAGGUCGUGGCUACUUCACUUUUGUAAUGUAGUAGUGCUGACCCACAUUUAGCUUUUCUAUUUUAUCAUUUUCUUUGCUCAUUACUAUAACAAAAAAUGCUGUGUAUGCUGUUUUUAUCGUGAUAAAUGGGGUGUUGGAGCCAAAACUCGAUGUUUAUGCCUAGUUCAUCACAUGUGCCAGAUAAGAGCUUGUACGGCUGCUGUCCUAACAAUUUUUGCUUACAUGGUUGAAGUCCUACAUUUUAUUGCACACACUAAUCAUACUGUAUGUUUUUAAUGGUAAUAGCAUUUUAUUCUCAGUACUCUAAUUUCUGUUUUUAUUUAUGGAAGCAUAACCAGGGACAGGGGUUGCUAAUUAGCUAUAUGCUAUAUGAGGCAAUUUAUCAUCCAUUUGUUCCUGUGAAAUAAAUGAAUACACAAAUAUGUGUGCAUAGAAAAUAGUAUAAUUUUUAGGUUAUUGAAUCAUGGGACAGCAUUGGCUUUGUGCACCAGUACAAAUAAAGAAUUCUGCCCUCUGUCUAUCUCAUUCCCCUGAACCAAAUUAAUCAAUCAGGUUGAGUACCUCAGAUUUUAAUGGUAACAUUAUUUUCAUAUGGACACACUGAGAUGUUUUAAUUAUCACCUGGUCUCACGUGUGCUGUCCCUCCAUCAGACUGCACAGAGGAAGAUCCGGGAGAUCAUUCAGCAGGUUAAGCUGCAGGAACAGAAGCACCAGCAGGCCGCCGCCGUGUCACCACACCACUCCAAGUGA
Xyrichtys novacula (pearly razorfish) is the source of this 48387-nucleotide messenger RNA. NCBI's taxonomy places the organism in Eukaryota, Metazoa, Chordata, Actinopteri, Labriformes, Labridae. The record is from the annotation of a GenBank genome assembly.